CAUUGGGGGUGUUAUUUUUGCUGGAAAGUGUACCUGGAGUUUCAAAUGAGCUGACGUGCGCUUCCUGAAGACGUCAAAGGGGGGAGCUGUGCGCAGGAUGACUCCACAUUAAACAAGCUUGAAAAUUACGCGUGGGACACUUGGGGAAAGUGGGUCCACAAGAGAGAGGAAAACAAGCGAAUCAAAGAUACCACAGAAGAUCUCAAAUAAACUCUUACUCGGAUGUUGUGGAGCUGCUGCUUCAGCCCGUGAGGAGUCGACGGUAAGGACGCUUUUUCCUGAAGGACCACAUUGGCGUGUGUCGGAGCGCAGUUCGAGUCGAGGCGUUUGUGUCGCUCUGUUUUGAUUGUCAAGCUUUCUUCACUUAAUCCAGAGGCUUUCUAGUUUGUUUUUGGUACUUUGGCUCAAGUAAAAUAAAGCAGACGUGCUUUAGUGAGCUGCAUGUGGUGAGUUCGGUGCUGACAACAGCUGCAGGCGAUCAACGAGAGUCCCCACAGUGUUGUUAUCAGCGGUGUGCGAUGAUGAGAGUGAUGAUGAAGAUGAUGCUUAUCCGUAAUUGAUGCCAUGAUAGCCGCUUAGCGCAUCUUAACUUCUGAUGUGAGGGAGGAGAUCGUUUCUAAACUGCGUUAAGAUUAGAUGUAGUGUGUGUAAAUGUUCACGAGUUUACUUUAUGAGUCCUCGUUGCCUUUUAAGACAGUGAAACACCGACAAUAUUUCUGUUACUCUCGUCUUUAUGGCCAUUUAGCAGAGGCUGUGCAGCUUUCGAUUAAAUCUCGUUAUUUGACCAAUAGAUGCUCAAAAUUUUCUCUUUCCCCCUCUUGGAGUUUUUUCUCACCUCAGAACUGCUCGAGAAGGUCAGUCUUUUUUAUUAUUUUUUAUAAAAAGUACCUUUAAACAUCAGAUGUAAUGCCUCAAUAAUACCUACUUUUGAUAUUUUCCUGCCAUUUCAAAAAGUUUUGUUGUUGUUGUUUUUCUGACAUUGCAUGACAGUUUUGUGAUGAUGUGUGAUUUCAUUGAUAGCAAGUUAUUUCUUUCACUAUUUUAUUAAGUCUUUUUUACAAUGAGAUAUUUUCACAUAAUUUGGCCAAUUUAAAAUGCCAGUACAGCCCAGUGGUUUGCCACAUUGUCAACAGGCAGAUGUAAAGUGUGUCUUCUUUCCAAUUUAAUAUAUGAGAUUAGGUUGUCCUUGGUGUUUUUUUUUUAUGCUGUUGAUAAGUAAUAUUGUUGUUUUGGGGUUUUGACCAAUCAGAAUCAAGUAUGUAACUAGGGAUGCACUGAUUGGAUGGGAUAUUGGCACCAAUAUUGACAAAUGAACUGGAUUGGAUAUCUGAUGAAUGAUGCCAAUCCAGCAUCCCGAUCCAGUCUUUUUUUUUCUUUCUUUUAAUUAUUAUCAUACACAGCAACACAGUGGUUCUGUUCCCUCUAUAUUUCAUGUCUGUAUAUCCUUUUGCACUAAGUGUUUACAUGGGAGUCUAACUUACUUUUGCUGUGUGCUAAUAAUGUUAAGUAAUUUAUAUCUGUGUUAAUUUGUUACCUUUUCUUUAACAAGGCUAAUGUCAAGCCUGAUGCCUUCACUCACAGGCAUAGGUAUACAGUUCAUUCAUUCAACAGUAGUAUUGGAUCAGUAUCAGAUAUCAGCCGAUAUGCUCAGCCCAGGUAUCGAUAUUGGAUUGGAUCAGAAAGAAAUGGAUCGGUGCAUCUCUGUAUUUAACCUGGAUAAGAAAUGCAUGAGUGUACGUCUGUUUAAGGCUUCUGUGUAAAUGGACCUUUUCAAGUGAGAUUUAUUCUAUUUCUAGGUAAAUGUUACUCCCACUGUGUAUGGCUUUGAGCUAAAAACUCCACCACCAGUGGGUUCAUAGUGGCAUGUGGUCAAUCACAAUAUUUGACUGACACAAAACCUCUCUGUACCCUGCACUCGAUCACUGAGGGAUGUGAAGCAGAGCUGAUGUGUGUGACACCGCUUAGCCCCUGAUGUUUACAUCAGCAUCCCAGAGAGCGGUGGGAGCCAAGCACAGCAGGCUGCACCUUAUGUUGUGUGUCUGUGGUCUGUACUUUGAAUGCACAGAACAGCUCAUUGAGGCAGGGCUGAGUAUAGUAUCAAAUAGGAGGGUUGAUAAAACUUCUAACUACUGACCAGCUCUGCCUCUGACAGGAGGAUGGCAUGGCAUUGGCACUGCAUGAUGGGACCGUGCUUUGUGGUCUACCACAAACUCAAUCAUCUCACUUGUUGGACCAUAGUGGGAAUGGCUAAGACAAAGGGUGUGUGUCUGUGAAAUGUACUAAAAUUAGACUAGAUGAGACACUUGAUAAAGGCCUAUUUGUUAAAAAGUAUAUGAGAUGACUGUGUCCUCAAAAACUAAUGCUGAAAAGUCAAACCUGUGAUUCAGGCAGCAUUCAAAGUGUCUCCCCAUGAGAGAGUUUGUGCAGAAGUUGUGUACCUGCAGUUGUUUUUCCCACAAAAUCACAAGAUGUUAAAAAACAAAGACCUCCAGGAGCCUCCACAUACACUCAAUCAUAACUCAAGUGGAGUUACUCAUGAUCUAUGCAGGCCCUGGUCUGAGUGUGGCUUCAUCCACACGGCUAAACUUAGCAAGCUGUGAACCCUCACCCCAGUUUCCUCCCUUAUAAUUACAGGAAAUGAGCCUAGCCAAUCAGAGCAGAGAUGCUUAGUGCAUAUUAACGAGCUGAAUAGGAGCAGUAUUUGAGGAGCAGACAGGUAAUGAACAAGUAUGUUGGAGGUGGGGUGAGGUCUCCACUGAGGCUACAGGAGACUUGGGUCGGACAGGAGAAGGAAGGUAAAGUUUUUACUAUAUCACCUCACACUCAGUAAGGUAACAUGAGCACUGUGACUGCUGACAGAUUGAACGGUACGAUGGCAGCACAUGAAGAGACAAACUGCCACUGAUUUAAUAUCUUUUCCAGCUGUUAGAUUAUUAGAUUUUUUAAAAGAUUUCUUUGGGUUUCUUCCCUUACGUGCUCACUUAAACACACACUCAUAGAGGAGUGUAUCAUAUCAAGACUUCCCACAGGUAUGGCUUUUCCAUCAGUGGUUCACUUACUGAUUUCUGCAUCUGUUGCUGUUCUUCUCAGUCACUCUCUUCUUUAUUUCUCAUGCAUAAACACACCUGGUAUAUAGGUAGCUGGUUGGUGGGUAAGCGGGUAAUGAAGUAGGUGGGUGUGUAUUAGGUUUGUCAUAUAGUACACACCAUGAUGAGCCAAUACAGUACUAUUCACAUCUCAAUUGCAGGUUUUGAUUUAACUUAGAGCAAUUUGAUAAGACAUGAUGUCAUUCAACAGUCUGAGUUUUAAUCAAUCAGAUAAAAUUAAGACCUUUCACAAACUUGAACUUUUUCACAAGUCCUACAUGAGUGUUCUCUGUUUCAAGCUUUUGGUAUUAAGUUGCAGCAGGUGCCAGCAGGUCCGGCUGGAAAACGAAAUUGUGGUUGUGUGCUCUGAACCACUGUGAGAGAAUAAAUGCUCAGAAAACUUGUACAGGGGUCAAGAAUAAGUAAACUGAUUAGAGCUCGAUUCAAGACUGAAAUAACUGACAAGAAUCUGGAUUUUUUUACAGAGUAUUGUAAUGUUGUGAGAUCGUAGAUUUUUGUAUUUCCAUCAUCAAGAUUAUUGUAAAAAAGGCCAAGGGGGAGGUAAGUUUGAAGGUAACAGUGAGUAGGCAGAAAAAUAAGUGUGAAGGUAAGAAGGCGAAGAGUUGAUAGGUAGAUUGGUAAGCUAAUAGGCAGAUAGGGAGGUAGGCAAGUGGAUGGGUUGGUUAGUUGGUCGUUGGUUGGUGGGCAGUCAAGUCAGUAGUAAGAGGCCAGAUAGGUAUGUAGGCAGGUUGGUUGGUAAGUGUAGAGGUCAGUUGGAGUCAAUAAGGUAGGCUGAUCUGUAAGUGGGUUGGCAGGUAAAUAGACAGUGGGUUGGUUGGUUAGAAAGAAAGAUUAAAUAAUUUGUAGGGAGUAAAAUAGACACACAAGUGAGUGGGUGUGCAAGUUUGCAAAAAGACGAUUAUGCUGUUAGGUUGGUUGGGGGGUUACUAGGUUGUUUACCAGGUAGAUAUGAAGAGGUAAACAGGUAUCUUGGGAGUAAAGGUUGGUGGACAGUCUGGUUGACACUUGUGAGAGGCUGAGGAAGGUAGGUAUUUUGAAGGGUUCGUUGGGAGGUUGGUGGGGAAUGAAACAGGUAGGUAGGCUGGUAGGUGGAUUGCUUGUAUGCGGGUGUUUAGGUAGGUAGGUUUGAAGGUUGUAUGGCAUUUUUGUUUAAGAUAUGGACAAAAAACAGGAUAAACAGUAUUUAAUUCUACACUAAACGGUAAAUGUAGGAGAAAAAAAAGGGUAUGUAGGGAGGAAAAUAGGGAAGCAAAAGUUAGUGAAAGUAGGACGGUAGGUAGAUAGAUUGGCAAAUAAGUAGGUAGACAGGUUAAUUGGUAAGAAGGUCAACUGAUAAGGGGGCAGGCAGGUAGUCAAAUAAAAAGGCAGAGAGCCAGGCAAAUAGGAGUGGUAAAUAGGCAGAGGUAGGCAGGUAGCUUAAUCGGAAGGGAGGAGAGUAGGAAGGUGGGCAAGGAAGUAGGAAAGUAGGUAGACAUAUUAGAUGAUCACUUGGUGGAUCCCAAACCAAAGUUAUUUGAAUCUAGGUCAAGUCUGAAUUCAACUGUUGGGUUUAACUGCCAUAAUAACCUGUGAGAGCACUAUGCUGUACCCCUCCAGCUCCCAUCAGCCAGAAAGUACAGACAUAAUACAGCCAAUCUUGUUCCACUUAGGAAUAAUCAUCUUCUUACCUGCGGGCUCCACUGGAGCUUUGACAAUUACUACAGCAACAAGACCAAAGUAUAGAUGCCCUCGGUUGCUGUUUCAUCUUAAGUCCUUCAUAAUGAGACUCAAACUGAGGCAACAGGAAUCACUUAAAGCUGCGAGCUGUUGUGCUCUCUGCCUGGAAGGUCAGCGGCCAUGUGAGAGAAAGCCGACAUCCUGUUAUUAGAGAGGGAGAGGGAAAAAAUAUGGUGAAGGAGGUACAGGAUGAGUGGGGGGAUGAUUGAAGAUCGAAGAAGAGAAGAGGAUAAGGGGUGCCUGAUUGGAUGAAAAUCAAAGUGGGGAAAGACCUGAGGUUGAAAUUUAGCCUCAGACCUUUUAGUUUGAGAUGCGGGACAUAUGAGCUCAUUCUAAUAACUGUACUUUUUUCUUCCAGAGUGAGACCAUGGCUGGAGUUCUGGCUGGAUAAAGUCACAGGAUGCUGUCUUAUGCCUUAUGAUUAGAUGGUGAGUGGAGCUUUUAGGUACUCAGCGUCCUUUUUCUCGUCUUAAAAAUGUUCAUAGUCAAACUUCAACACACUGUUAAAUGUUCGAUAUAAAUCCCAAACUCUGACAUAAGAUCACAAGUCGUUCCACUUGAUGGUUCAAAUCAAUAAUAUCCUGAAGAAAGUGAUAUCCAAAGCUAAAAGCUGUAUUGAUCAGGUAUGAUUUUCCUGCAUUUGAGAUACUAUUUGACAGAGCUGAUUUUGUGUAUGUGUGUGUGUUUGUGUGUUUUGGUAUCAUUAUGCCAUCUUGGCAGCAAUUUGCUUCCAAAGUGGCAGCUAAUUGACUUUCUUGCUGAGCAUGUGGAUGUCUGUGUAAAAUAACCCACAGUGGCUAUAAUAGAUCCUGUUUUCUCCACUUGAGUAUCAGGCGAGACAGAGGGACUGUCCAACAAAUGGAGCUCUGAGAAGGAACAUUCGAUAGAGAGUAGUACAUUUCAGAAACUGUACAGAGCUUAAAUUUCAGCAGAAAGAUUUACCAUAGCAGGACAGAUAUAUCACAUACUUAAUCUACAUAUGAAACAUUUUAAAAUUUUUGGUGAUUUCACGUAAAAUUACCGACUAUAUUAUGAAAAUCAGAAUCAGAACAGAAUCUCUGUUAGGCUCUGCAUGUUUGAAGAUACACUGUAUAUUUCCCUCCUUUUAUUUCAACAGUGAGCAGGCGUGCUCUGCCGUUUAAUAAGCAUUCCUUUUACACUAAGCAAUGAACUUGCCACUACACGACCUAUCAUAAACAGCAGAAUAUGCUGACACAGCUCAAAUGCAGAGUCUGGGUGUACAGCCGGGAGCCGGCCACAUGCAGGGUGCAGAAACAAAGACAGAAUAGGGUUACUAUACCAGGUACCAAGACGAUAGAAGACUCAGUUAGGACUUUACAUGACGCUCUGUGACAGUUAACUGCUGGUAGGAAAGGAAAGAGGACUGAAGGCAAACACUGCUUCAAGUUGGAGAGUGACUCACUCACACCUAUGAAGAAUGUCAAGAAUCUGUUAGAGUUCACACUGUGUCGUCAUCUGGAGCUGGAUCCUGCACAUAAAAGCCAGCUGUGUGUCUGUGUAUCUUUAGAGAAAAAGGGUAUACAGACAGCUAUGAUAUAUAAGUAUCUUAAGAAUUAUUCAACUGUGUUUUAAGAUUGCUACAGGACCAAAAUUUGAAACUUAAUAGUUCUUUUGAGUGGUCAAUGUGAUAUUGCCUAAACAAUAGAAAUAGGUUGAUUAAUUGGGCUGAUUGGCAUUUUGAGAUAAUCAGCAUUGACCCUCACAAGGCCAAUAUUGCCAUUAUCUUGCUGAAUGACAAACACUACAUCUGCAUUUAUUUAAUAAAAUAUUCAAGUUUUUCAUUUGAACGUGUUAUAUUGUAUUAUAUUGUUGUAGUUCUUUUGUUGAAUUCAUAUAAAAACAAAACAGAUAAACAAGAAACAAUGUGUUGUUGGCAUUAUAUCGCCUGCUCUCUUUGUAUUGGUAUUGGCAUCUGGCUUUAAAAAAUUGAUAUGGGUCUCUCACUAUCCAAAUUGUUUUCUUCUUUAUUUUCUAAGGUACUGCCAAAAAUCCAACAAGGCUUAUACUUGUUCUGAUACUACAACUAGUGGUCGACUGAUUAUAGUUUUUCAAUGGCUGAUACCAAAAAGCAGGUCUGCCGAUGGCUGAUACUCAAUGCAGAUAUCACGUUGUUUUAUUUUCUGUCUUUUUAUUGCAUUUGACACAGUACAAUUAAACAAAACUAACAAAUAUGAAACAACGUUGCUGAACAAAAUUGAACAUUUUAUUCGAUGACAGUGGGUAGAAAAAUACUUUGCGAAGUACAAUAUUACCACAUUUAUUUUGGAAGUCGGUCCAGCAAUCCUAAAUGAUCAGAAAUUGAAAAAAAUAAAAUUCUAAAGUUAAUAUUUCGGUUAAGAUUCAUAAAAAUUGACCUUUUAUUUCAUGCAUUUCAAAAUCAAAUAAUCAUGGUAAUCUUAGCCAGUUACAUUUUAAGAAACACAAUGGAAAUCUCAGUCUUGUGAGGGCUGAUGUUGGUAUGAUACCGAUUACCAAAAGAUAUCAUUUAUUGGCCCACUUGAUCAGCCAACUUAUUCACCAGUCUAUCUCUAACUAUAACAAGCUGCCUUCUCUGCACUAGCAUUGUGUACAGUACAGAAAAGAUAACUAAUCAUCUUCACAUUUAAUGCUGUUUAUCCUUGCAGUUGUUUGCACAUAAACGCUCAUUGGCCUUUUUCUCCUUGUGCUCAUCCUGUUCCUCUGCUUUACCAUCACACAAACCUGCACACUCUCCCUAGCAGUGUUAAACAGCACUGUACUGCUGCUACAAUACAAUACACAACACAACACAACACAUCACAACAAAACACAACACAACGACAGUACAGCAGUCUGUACUUAACGCAUUUUGCGGCAUUUGCAACUACUUUGCACUCCCAAACUUUGUUGCAUCCAUACUUUGGGAAAAAAGUCCAGAUUGCCAGUCCAGCGCUUUCCUCCUCAUGUCCAUGCAACUUAAACUGAGAGGUGUUUGGGGGCAGAGCAGACCUUGUUGACAAGGAGGGGAGGGUGUGUCAUAUUGUGACUGAAAUUGAAAUUUGAUUGAUUGCCCAGCCUUACAAAGUACCAGUCAGCAUGUUAGCCGCCUCUCCAACUUUGUGGUUUAUUAAGAAAAGACAGGUCAGCAAGACCACCCAGAAUCCCAAGAUCAUCACCUGUUCCAGCUGAAAGGGUAAAACCCGAGAUCCAGCACUCUUCUUCUCUGUGUUGGUUCAGCAACAUACCCAGCUGUGACUCAGCGUGUUAUUUGGCUGAAAUCAUCUUGGCUCGACUUUAAUGGAGUACAUUUCACGAAGCUUGCUUUCUUUUCUGCGACUUCAUAGUUCAAAAAUGGUUAUAUCUGUGUGAAGGAGAGGUUUUGAGUUUCAGCACCCUCAGAACCCAUCAGUAUGAUGUCCCCAGAGAGUUGAAUCUUUCAACAGACUAAUCUGCAAAGCUUUGUUCUGAAAUUUUGCGCGUCUGCUCUACUGUAGGCCUCCCCCUGCACCGUAUCUGAUUCUGCAAUUGAGCCUCACACUUGUCUUCAAAAUAACAAGUGACAGGCAGUGCCACUCUGACUGUGAGAGGAGAUGGGGAAACAGAUGAAAUCAAUUUCUGUCUUGUUCGUGUUAUUUUCCCGUUGCCCAGCUCUGUGAUUCUGAUGACAGAUUGUGAAAUAGGUUUCAGAUGCGCCUUUUUCUUUCUUCUCCCCCACAGAUUUCAGAGAGGGCAGAGGUCAUGUGGAGUUAUACCUGUGAGGCCGUCUGCCGGGAAAUGUGCUGACAUCAGAGCUUUGUAUUUUAAACAAGAGGGAACAAGAAAGAUCAGGACGAUGCUACAGUGACAGUACAAAAGAAACUGUGUUUGCAUAGAUCACAUCAGGUGAGUGUCAUCUUUUAUCAGCGUUAUGCUAAUCAGUCAGGUCAUUUCAGACACACAUCCUGGAAAAGCUGGACUAUUAUAGAGUAUCACACCACCGGAAAUGUGAAGCUGAAAUAGCUUUUAACUGUGAAAUGAAAACUUUUACAGGUAUAAAUAUAAGGGGGAACUUAAGUGUAUUAAAGUUUUGGUGAUGUUUUAGAUGUGUAAACUCCCUUAAGUUUGGGAUUUGAUUAGGCGUGGCCAUGUUCAGAUGUUUUGUAUCACAACUGCUCAAAUAAUUCAAUGAACAAAUCACAGUUUCAUUUUGUUUUGAAUUAUAACAUGGCUAGUUUCUGCUGUUUAUGUCUCAAUUCACACAGCAGCUGCUUCCCCCUGAUGUCAUCUUAGGAUAGGAAGUUCAGCUGCUGUAAUUGUUCCGAUCACCAGUGUGCAAGCCUGGGAAAUCCCUGAAAAGACAGGACUCUGACCUUUUUUUUAACUUAAUGUUACUCUCCCGCUGAUCAGCAACUUGACACACAUGUUUGAUACAAUCCAGAAAGAUAGACCAUGUUUCAAAUCAAAACAAAGCAUUUGAUAACAGCUAACAUUUGCACAUAAUGCUUUUUAAAGUUUUUUAAUCAGUUUUUUAAUUUAUCAAUUUAUUAUUUUUUUAUGAAUCAUUUUUUUCUAUGGUAUCAAAAAAUUUUAAAAAAUAAUAAUAAUUUCCCAACAACCAAUUUUGUGUGAGCUGGUAAUAUUACUUGUUGGGAUGUCAUGCAGCAGUGAGUUGCUUGUGAGAUACCCAUUUUUAAAACUUGGAACUAUUAACUGAUUGUCUUCUCAGAUCAGUCCAAAGUCGAAAAAAAAACAAGGAUGUUUUUUUAAUUGCUAUGUGUUAAAAUGUACCAUCCAUCCAUCCAUCCAUCCAUCCAUCCAUUAAUACCAAAAAACCACCCAACUUUGAAUACAUCCAUCCAUCCAUCCAUCCAUCCAUCCAUCAUCCAAACAUCAUCUAUCCCUUCAACCAUCCAACAUCCAUUGAUGAUACAUCAAAUCAUCCAUCCAUCCAUCCAUCCGUCAUCCAAAUUUCAUCUUUCCAUUCAACCAUCCAACAUCCAUCCAUUGAUACCAAAAAACCAUCCAACUUUGAAUCCAUCCAUCCAUCCAUCCAUCAAUCCAUCGUCCAAAUAUCAAUGAUCGAUUCAACCAUCCAACAUCCAUCCAUUGAUUCCAAAAAACCAUCCAACUUUGCAUCCAUCCAUUCAUCCAUCCAUCCAUCCAUCCAUCGUCCAAACACCGUCUAUCCAUUCAACCAUCCAACAUCCAUCGAUGAUACAUCAAACCAUCCAUCCAUCCAUCAUCCAAAUAUCAUCUAUCCAUUCAAUCAUCCAGCAUCCAUCCAUUGAUACCAAAAAACCAUCCAUCCAUCCAUCCAUCAAUCCAUCCAUCCAUUCAAAUUCUCUCAACCUGACGAUGGGGUCCGAUUAAACCUUUUGUAUCCUAAUUCUCCAUGAGAGAAGCACUGAGUUCCUCUUAGGUAGUUAAAAUAGCGGAGGAAAACUGCAGCUCAUCUGGCAAACUAAGAGCACAACCAGCAAACGAUCAUCACAUUUAUGACAUCAAUACAGCACAUUUUUUGCCACCACCAUAAUGUCAAAGGAAAAUGGCCACUGAGUGAAUAUGAUGAAUGGUCAGGAUUGUCAGUUGUUGACCACUGUUGUCUAUUUUUGACUGCAGGAGUUCAGGGCAGGCUAUGUUUGGGCUAUUUGAGUCAGGGAUUGUGGCUGGAAAGAGUUGAGCUCUUAAAUAAUGUAGCAUCAGCUAAUGUCACAGAGCAAACACUUGGCAUGUAAUUUAUAGCAUUGAGAGCAAAUGGGGCCAUCUGAGCUAGCUUAGCAUGUUGAUGCUUAUAGCUACGAAGUACGAUAGACGUAGAAGCCGGAAACCCAGAAUGUUCAGGACUAGGGAGAGGCUAAAAGUACAACAUGGUUAAAACUUUGAUGACAAAUGAGGGAAUCUUAGCUUUUAAUUCAUGUUUAUGCUCUCUAUGACAUUUUGCUCACCACUUAGGGAUCAGAUGCAAGAUCUGACUCUCAUGUAGCAGGGCCUUUGCUUCUUCAUCUGUCACUCAGGAGGUCCAGACAUUAAGUUGAAGGCUAUAGAUGCUUGUGCACAGCACCUGAAAUACAUCAGCACUACAAGGGUGAUGUAGAAAGUUUUAAAAAGUUGAUCUUCCAUGCCUGUGCUGAUUUGAGGAAUGGCUAAACACACAUUGUUACAAGUGAAAGCCAUAAUUCCUGCAGCUUUUAAAAGCUGAAACCAUUACAACUGACAAAACAGUCAUCACUCCAUCCUAUUCUACAGUGUCUUUGUGCAAACAUUCAACUGAGUGUAUUUCCAGCUUCUACAGUAAUGUUUGUCUCCUGAGGGCACACUGCUCUAACUGGAAACACGCCUCACUCACACACACUCAAAUUCACACUGUCAGACACAAUACUGCAUCACAUUGCGAUCCCUGUCAGGUUCUGGCAUUAGCUGCAGGAUUAGUCAGCCAGCCAAAACAGGUGACAGGUGACAAACUCAUGUCAACACUUCAUAAAGAGGACUUGAACAUGGGAUUAACUGAAUUACUCUUGCAAACAAAAGGUGCGUCAUGUUACUGCAGGAAGCAUGUCAGUUUGCAGUAGUUGUAUUUGCUGUUUAUAUCUCUGUCUGUCACGUUCCUGGCUUCAGCUUGUGACAGCUGCUGUUCUUUGUUGAAACUGUUUGGCUCUAGUUGUCAUGAUUUUCCAGACUUUUCCCUGUGACAUUUCAAAUACUCUUUCUGUUUAUUUUUGUCCAGCUCUCCUGCUGUUUGGACAGAUAUAAUUUGUCAUGUUUGGAGCUCAUAUAGGUGUCUCCCCUUACUUUGAAAAUAUCAAACUAAAGAUGCUCAAACCUGCUCUGUUGCUAUAAAUACUGCCACAUAAACUGGCAUCAGGCCCAGUACAACUCACCUAUAUAGAAGUGUUUGUAGAUGUAAUGAAGUUAUGUCAAUUAUUUCCUGUGUUUGUAAUAGAGGGGCUAACACAGAAGCCUAGGUUACAGACAUCCUUAAAUAAAUAAGUAAAAGUUGGGUUGGGCCUGGCUUUGAGUGACGGAUAAAGAAAAAAAAAGAAUUAGCUAAAAUGAGUAUGCCUGAUCAGCACCGCAGCGCUGUAUUACUUUGCAUUCGAGAUAUAUCACAUGAACUAUAACCAUAGACAUACUGAUUUUAGCCCUUAGACUUUGCCUGGUUGGCAAAAACAUGUGGAAUUAUAGUUCACCCUGUUGUCUUUAUAGAUAUGUGGGGCACUUUUCUGCUUUUCAAAUCUACUUUUGAGCUGGAAAAACAGGUUGGCCACACCAAUCACUCAUUCUUCCUUCAUCUUUAGUCACAGUUUUCUUCAGUGUGAGAAGACACCAGUUCCUGUCCUAGUCUUUCCAAGUCCGGCCCUCCUCUGUAGCUCUGAGAGCUCUAGGUAGUGGAGAAGACCAGAUCAGAUUACAACAAAAAGAAAGCAGGAGGGGAGUAGCAGCGAGCUAACCUGCUGCUGUCUGGAUUGUUAUUGCAGGUGUUCCAGAGCAGUCACAGCUGUUAAUUACCACAGUGCAGCAGCACACAUGGAGCUGCAGCUCAGCUGCGCAUGAAUGGCCUUGUACAAGUGCAUGUUGGUAUGUUAGCAUGCCCAAAAACACAGAUCAGGAUUUGAGGAUCAGGGAGUAAAUGCUUUCUCACUGUUACAGAACCCUUUGGUUGAAUCUUGUAUUUGUUUUGGAAUUUAUUUUUGUAUGUGUAUUUGUAGAAGACUUCUGCUAAGCUGAUUACAAUCUUUGACAUCUUUGUACAGUUUAUUGAACUUUUUUAACUUUGAGAAUUUUCAUAAUCUGUGCUGUUUGAGGGGCAUGUGACUGUAAGGCAAUACUGGUUGUCAUAUACAUUGAUUUCAAAUUUGGGAUCAAUGUUGACUUUUAUCCCUUUUCUGAAAUGCUUACUGUGCAACCAAAAACACAGAUUUAUCUAUAAAUAGGCAUUAGCCAAGCAGCUGAAGAAACAGACCUUUGUUUUUUUACAUUUUCCACAUAAUAUUUACACAAAAACUGAAAAAUUGUGACUCUGAGAAGUCAUCACAUGAUACGAUUCAAGCAAAGACUGCUUUGUUUACGAGAGGCAGCAAAGUUGGCACAAACCAAAAGUUCCUCACAGGAGCUUUAAUUUUAGUUAUGUCACCUUGAUAAACCAACAUCACUGCUUAUUUGUUGCUAUGUGAUACUGGACUAUUAGUUGUGGUAAUUUUCUUUGUACAUCAUCUUUUUAUAUAGGGAUCUGCAGACUUCUAAUCCUUGUUUGUCAGAAUAUUGUCUUUUCUUUAAUGUUAGUUUAUCUGCUUUCCAACACUCCUCAACCACAGCAGCAUAAGGGUGAUCAGUGUUCCCUGUAAGACGUUCUAAUUUGAGGAAAUUGAGCGAAAUGUGUAGCUGUUAAAUUCAGCAACUGUUUUUAAAUUGAUUCACCUCAAUCUGCAUCUCUAAUCCGCUACGACAAAAACAGCACUGCGUCACAAGAAUGUCUCUGUUUUUGAGUACACUCCCUUCCUUUUUAUGAGAUGUGUGUGUGCCUGUGUGUGUCCACGUUUGUGUCGGUGAACAGCUGUUCCUCUUUGCCUCCACCUGUGUAAUGUGGCUUUGAACAACGCAACAGUAGCUCUUUUGUAUUAUUUGUGAAAGUUGAGUUAAUUAAAUGGUACAGGUUGUGAGUACCUGAUGUGGAAGAUAAGCGACUUUUGUCUCGAGUGCUGACAUCUUGCGGCUUUAAUGCUUUUCCUGAUUCACAUCUGAGCUGCUUGUUUGACACACUCGAGUAGUUUUUCAACAAUUAAGCUCUGUUUUCUACUUCUGGACACAAGGUGGUCGAGCCGGUGGGUGUUCCCCCACAUUUGGGAACUUGUGUUUAUUUUAUUUUUCGAAAGUGCUGCAAAUUAAGCAGUAGGUAACCUUGGGCGGACUGUUCCAUACAAGUGGGUAAAAGAGCGGGAAGGGGCAAAGAAGCUGAGAGCUGAGAGAGAAAAACCUCAAAUGUGAAAAUGACUGGAACUCCAAGGGUUUUCAAAACAGAGCCCAAAGAUUUCAUUACACAUACCUGGACAACUGAGGGCAUGGAAAAACCCCUCCCUUCAUGCACACAUGUGCACACACAGAUACACACUGAACAGCUGGGCUAGUCUGAGAAAUAAUAAGAAUAAUGUAAACUAAAUAAAGCAGAGACGACUCCCAGCCGACAGAGCCAACACGUGUUAGCUUCAGAAAUAUGCAGAAACCCGGUCAUCAAUCACAGACGGGCGGCCCUCAGUCUCGCUGACAGGCUCCGACAGAUUGGAGGCAGAGAUCUUUGGGCUGGUGGCGGCUUUGUUUCCAGACUUGACUGCAACUCGUCUUGAGUGAUGUUUCGUUGGUACUCAUCCAGGGGCGGUGGAGAUCGACUGACGAACAGGCGGCAACAUUGCAGAAAAGCUAAUGCACUUGUCAACAAUAUUUUAUGGUUGUGUUCUUAAUGUUGUUAGAGUUGUUUUAUUAAAGCUGCGGAUCAAACCAUUCCUUUAAAAGUGCUGUGGGAAUAUUCCCACUAUGGCUCAACAGUCUACUGGUUACAGUAUAACUGCAGGCGUUAAAUUGGCCUAAACCAAGCAAAACAGAGCAAACGGGAGGCAGACAGUCCUGAGGGGCCAAGCUGGAGUUUAGUCUCUAAAACUGAACCUUCAGCAGGGUUCAGAAGGACAAGGAGGGAUCCAGGGAUGUUGGGAUAGAAACGGGGAGUAGGGGGGACCCCUUACAAAGACAAAGCCCUCCGGGGUCCUACUCUGAGAUCCAGCUUCGUCUGUGUAAACAUGUCUGGAAUGACACUUUCUGUAUAUGUGUGUGUGCGUGUGUGUGUAUGGUGGGGGGUCAGUUCUAAUUCUUGUAAAGCUAUGGUAUAUGUAUCUGGAAAAGUGAAGAGGAUGGAAAAUUUGAGCUGAAGAAGGUAAUUCAUUUUCUGUCAUCCAGCAGUUCUUUACCUGCUGAUACAGACCUCUCAAGAAGGUUUUAAACUUGACCAUGUAGCUCCUCUUUUUUAGAUUUUCUACCACACCACAGAUCAUGGUUUCCAAGACAUUAGCAUAAAACAGUCUGUAGGAGCCAAAUAUGUUGCUGUGAUACAUAUUAUGAGUUGCAGUUCACUUUGUGUGCCUUGGGUGUUGCUGUCUUGUUAUCUGGGGGCUCAGGGAUAAAGGUAGUCGUGUCACUGUUGUGGCAGGUGUUGGACCCGGAAGGGCAAAUGGUUUUUGACCAUUGUGGCGCUAACUACCAGCAAUAAAAUUUAUGUUUGUUGAAUCCGAGGAACAGCGUCCAAUAAUCCAGCGUUUCAAUAAUCAUCACAACUCACAGUAAAACUCAGUAGCACGGCGCAUCAACCAGGUUACUCCAGGUCAAGCAUCUCAGUAGCUUAAAGUAUCGACUUAGCUCCUAUACAGUCUCUUUGGUUAGCCCAGAUCAUCUUGAGUAUGAUGCUAACAUGGGUUAAGUAGUUUUUAAUUUCAUGGCUGUCUUGUAGGAAAUAGUAGUUUGAUAGUUUGGUUAAUCCCUUCAUUUGUUUUAAUAUUGUGUGAUAAAUUUGAAGACUGUAGCCAUUGCUAGAGCGAAAAAACCUUCAUAAUGAGUCCAAUCAGACUGUUUAAAAGUCUGCCUACUACUGCAAAACUUGGUCAGCGAACACUUUAUGUUUAAUUUUUUUUAGACUUUCUGUGAGUUAUGAUUGUAUGAACAAAGCUAGCAUCGCUUUCUUCAAACUUUGUCCAAUCUUUAUGCUAGGCUAACCCGCUCCUUUGUUUUUCUGGCGCUCGGACAUGAAAGUGGAAUAAUUAUCUGUCUGUAAGGGUGCGGUGCUUGAACUUUUUGGGAUCUCUCAUUUCAGUUGAUUCCCAAGAAACCCAAGCGGGCUGUAUAUCUCCUCUCCACAGAGACAAGUUAAAACUGUUGCUACAGUACAAACAGAGUUCAUCAUCAUCAUUAUGCGUCAACCCCCCCUGAGAGUUGAAUGAACGUCUCACUGCAUCCAAUCGUUUCUUCACCCACUGUCUGUCUUUAUUAGACACAAGGAGACCAGACAGCUGUGCCUGGUCUUCAUCUUUCUGCGCUGCACAAGGAUGCAUGUGUGCCUUUGAGAUAGAUCUGGCAUAAAAAAUUAAUCUUAUGUGGCUUGUUUGACUGAGCGUGCUGUCUCCCUGCCUCGCUCUCUGAUCUUGACGUCGGGCCUAAAAGGGCCAUCAUCACUGAGAAAUGUGGCGCUCUUUGAUCACUGUGAUGACCAGUGAGGGUGCAGGAUUUAUGUGCUGCGCUGAAAGGAAAACAUGACGAUCCAAUCUAAUGCCGAAUGAAGAGUUAAGCGUGACCAAACACGACCGAAAAUUUACAUACACAACAGCCUGUUUAUCAUCUAUGCAAGAUUGACAGCUGCAAAAACGCUGCCAGUACUUAAACGCCACUUAGCUGCGAGGAGACCCUUACUUUAUGAGAAACACAAAGAAUAAAUUAGCACUUGUGACUUCACCAUGAAGGCCAAGAGCCACUCAUGACUGUCAUAAACAAAUAUGAACCAUAAUGGGAGGAUAAUUGCCUGCCAUGUCUGUUUACAUUCUUUGACGCAGGGACCUUAGAUAGCAGCUCAGCAGAUCACAAGAAAGUCAAAACUGCUGAUUAACAUCCUCUAAAAAAUGACUCACUUACUGUAAGAGAUCACGCUGACAUUUAGUGACAUUUAACCUAGUUCUCAGUGAGCUUAAAAGUAGUAAGCAAUCCCUGUGCACCGUCCUCACAUAAAUGAAGAACAUAUGAGGAGAGGGGACGGGGGGGUCACAUGGUCACAUUUUGAAGCUAGCCCUGUUUGUUUGGUUUCAGAUGAUAUGGCUCUAAUAUAAUUUGUUUGUUUUUGGCGACUAUGAAUUUUAACUCUUAGUUUGAACAAAAGGUAAAAAAAUAAAUCAAUAAUUUCAAAGUAACCAUAAAAAUCCUGGAGUGACCUUAGUGCGAACUGAACUAUCUAUAGCUCCAGUUUAAUGAAGUCGUUUCACAUUGACGAUCUAAAAGUGUGUAAAAGUUCAAUCCCAGAGUCCUGAAUGCCACUUGGGACGUCUUCGAAAAGGGCAGUCGCCAAAUAUAUCCAGGACACAACUGGAAUGCAUGAAAGUUAUAUGCUUAAAAUUUUUGCAAAGCAGCAUCACAUCAUUUGACACUGUGGCCGACUGAUGAUUUCUCUAAGGUAACAACCAAGGAAGAGAUAUCUUUAUAUAGCACAUGCUUUAAGAACCGCACCUCACUCUCACUCCUCUGCAUUCAUAUUUACAAUCUUGCAUCAGUCUUGGACACCAGCGUGAAGAUUCGGCUGAACAGAAACAGAAGUCUUCUAUAAAGACCUGGAGAACCGGGGGAAAUGGUCAUCCAUCAUGAAUAGCAUGUGAUGACAUCUCUGACCCUGUGUCCUCUCUCUUUCUCUUUCUCUGUUUCCCUCUUUCUCUCUCUCUCUCUCUCUCUUUCUGACACACGCAUAGAGUGCUGCUUGUCUGGCUGCCAGCGCUUCACCUCAGGUCACAUUGUUUCCUCAUUUAGGUCCAUUCAUCACUUUACGUCCAAGCAGGGAGAGAAAAAAGUUUGCUUUUACCUGUCUUACACAUUGACUUUUUCACCUUUAUAAAAAUUUACAGUUAGAUUUCAUAUAUCUUCAUGAUACAAUUUAAUAAUAGAGCAUUGACAAUAGGCCAAAGUACAGAUAAUGAAGGUGAAAGCAAUUUUAUUUUCAAUCCAAAAUGGGAACAUUUGGAGUGUUUUUUCUGAAUUCAUAAAAAAUAAAUUUGAAAGCAUCAACUAGAUGUAAUACUCAAGGAGAGAGUCACAGAGAGUUCACUAAAAUGUCAGCAGAAACACAAAGAAACCUUCCCGAGGCAUACCUGAAGAGAUGAGAUGCUGACCUCUGACCAGUCUGACCAGACUUUGAUAGACCUCUCCUCCCACUCAAAAUGCCUGAAGCAGGGUGUGUAUGUAGGCAUCAAAUAUACACUACAUCUGGAAGCCCUGUGGACUGAGCCACAGCAGCGAUCCAAAGAGGUAUCCCUUUAUGUUGUGGCACAAUCCACAUACUGUUCACAUGUCCUCAAGGUCUUAUUAAAAUUACAGAUUUAAGUUCCCCAAGAUAAACUUAGGUGCCUCUAGGCAGAUAAAAUCCAGUUAGUUUGUAAUGUUAGCUACUAGCUGGGUAGCUGCUGACGUGUUAGCUUGCAGGUGAAUAUAUACACAAAUGUAAAGAGCAGUUGUUGAAAUUGUUUAGGCAGAUAAUACGGGCAGGGAGAGUGAGAUUUAAACGAAAAAAAUUAUACUAUGACAAUACCAAGUAAAAUGUAAGUGCUACACAGCACAUGAAGAUGUGUUAUUCUCUGUUGGUCAAAACAGGAACAUUUCACCCAAGUGUCAGUGUGACAUUUUUGGUCGAAAUCCUCCUCAGGGGAACUCUCUUUUUUUCACAAACUCUUGUGGUGACUCCUCUUUUCCUCUCUUUACACAUGUACUCGACUUUAUCUGCGAGGCCCAGUAAUCCACCACAGCUGUCUUACUGUAAAUACAAUUAACCCCAGUAAUUGUGUGAUGUUGACUUUGGGUUUGGUACACUUUCUCACUGACUGCCGGUAGCUCCUGAUCUCCAACGAUGACAUCAUGGGUUUCAAGUUGCCCGCUGUGGCUUCACUUCCCAGGGGGGUCGGGGUGGGGGGGUCUGAGUGUGGGCACGGAGAGCUGAUCCAUGAAGUGAAUAGACACUCUCAUCCCCCUCCCCCCUGCUCAAACACACAUGCACACACACACACAGUGGAAUGACCUCUGCCACCUCAGUCUAAGCCCGGAGUUUGUUAUUGUCUCAGUUAUGAUGUGUUGACAGAUGAGGCAGAUGUGUGCUCCCCUGAAGUAGUAAGUUUGUCCAUGUUUUAAGAAAUAAAAAAAAGCUUUGGAUUAAGUUGAGUUAAAGCAAUUAUUUGACAGGAUUACCAUCAGGUUAGAUAUUCCCAGUUCCCAGUUCUGUGGAUGUAAGCGGCGUGUGUGGGUCUGCUUGCACUUUUAGUUCUUUUUCAGAUUUUCUUUUACUCAGGUGAUAGAAACAGAAACAAUAACAAAAUGUUGCACUUGAGAAAGGAAGCUUCAAGCUAACAUACUGGAAUGCUGCCAUGACUUAAGGUGGGUCUUUAGCCUUAAGGCAAACUGCUAUAAGGCCACCCAUCUGUCAUCUCAGCCAUGCCCCCAACUAAUCAUGUUAUGACCAAUUGUCAAAUAUUUUGUCGGUCCAUGUCAGGGCUGUUUUGGUCCUGAUCUGAUGAGACAUAGACUCCACCAGUCCUCUAAUCAUGUGAUGUCUUGCACCAAAAUGUUGGCAGCGGAUCCUCCAUUGAUUUGUCUACUUUGCCCAGCACAUCCCACAGACCCAUUAUUGGAUUUAGAUCUUGGGAAUCUGAACCACUGUCUUCCAUGGUCCAGUUCUUAUGCACAAUUUCCCACUGGUGUUAGUUUUCAGUAAAGGUCGAGGCCAGUAUGAACAGCCUGACUGGUCAGCAGCCCAUAUGCAACAUACUGGGAUGUACGUCGUGUCCUGACACCUUUUUGUCAGACAGGUUUGAGUUCCAGUAGCUUUUCUGUUGGAUCAGGCCAUAUUGGCCAGCCUGAACUCCCCGUGCACAUCAGUGAGCCUUGGCUUUCUGUGACCCUGCUAGUGGUUCACUGGUUUUCUUUCCCUGGACCACUUUUGGUAGGUACCCCCCAAGUUGUGUAGAUGUUUUAACUCAGGUUGUUUGGCCAUCACAACUACGCCUUCAUCAAAGUGGAUUUCAACUUCAAACUUCAAGGACUUCAUGCUUUAUAAACCAGACUGCAAGCAUGUUAACUUUGUCAGGGAAAAAGCUUAUAAUAUAUUUUUUUUAGUUUUUGUUGCAAGUAAGUCCCUUAAAGACUUCAGGGAAUUACAUUUUUUCAACUUCUGCUGGACCUUCAUUUUCCGGUUGCUAAGUUGCAGUUUGGGAAUUUUAAAAAGAAAAUACAGUAACCAAAGCAAACAUGUUCUUAAAAGUGCCAUUAUUUUUUAUGAACAAAGGAAUUUUUAACAAAGGUUAGAAAUCAAGAACAAUUUUGACAUUUGCUUUCCUACUAUCAAAAAAGAAAGGAAAAAAAAAAAGAAAAAAAAUUGCGAGGCAGGACCUCUUGCCCACAACUUUCUGCUGUGUUGGUCUCCUGAAUUUUUCCCAGUCUGUGCAGAGCAUGCUCUCUCAGUUCACCUCAGUAAGUGUCAGUCAUUCUGUCAAUCAUCUGUUUGGGUUAUUUUAAAGUCACUGGAGCCUGCAAAGUCAACCUCCUCCUCUGGGAUGUCAAAUAAGCAACAUGGGCCAGCUUUUCCUCUGUCUCGCAGUUUCAUUUUUCCAGCUCUUACAUGGACACACCUGGCAAAGGGCUUGCAGCGACUGGAACCUAGAAAACACACACACAUAGUAUAUGCAUCCUUAACACUACGGCAUCUCCAAGGAAGUGCUGCUUUUCCUAGCUUUCAAACAUCCAUGUUUAAACCUCAGAGCUGUGUGUAAAUCAGUGCUGGUUGGUUCUUGUUUGUCCCUCUGACAGCAGAGCUGGAAAGUUUUUGCAAUGUGACAGAAAACUUUAAACACCUGAGGAUUUGACACACUUAAAAACAAGGUCUUAAAAGAGGGAUCUGUCUCUAAUCCUUUAUUGAUCCCACAUAGACAGGCUGUCUGGUGGACUCACACACUGCCAUACCUACAGGUCAUGCUUGUUGAACUUCUAACUAUAGAAGCAACAUACAGGCAGAGACUGACAUGAGGCACAUUUAAUGACUCAUAAUGGUGUUGUAAUUCACGUCCAGAAUGACAGAGUUGCUCAUUUAUGGUCUAGUUUAAAUGUCAGUCCCAGAAGUCCAUGCAUUAUGAGCUUGUUGUAUGUAAAGCCUGUGUGUUUAAGGACAUCUAACUGCUACUAGCACACAGCUUCUAACAUAAAAAGGUAAACUGUACUCAGGAGAGAAGUCAGCAAAGUUAAAAUUGGCAGACAAAUUAAUACUUUGGAUAAAUUGAACCUGACAGCUUCAGAUUUUUUAAUGGUCUUAUGGCGGAGAUAUCCAGCAGUGUGGUUGAGUAUUUUGAAUCAGAAUUAUGAUUGGUCUGUCCCAGGAAACUGGAUAAAAUAACAAACACAAAAAAAGCCAAAAACAGUAGUUUGGGAACCCAAUGUCCUGUCCUCUACCUGGUCUGAUGCUAACUGGAAUAAACGAAAUAGAUUUUUUUUUUUAUCUGUUGUAUUAAAUCUUUUGUUUUAACAGAAAAGGGGGACUCAUGUAACUAUGGUUAAGCCAAUCUGUCUUUUUGGGCCCCAAUUGCUAUUUUAAUUUUUAUUUUUUUAGACAUACUUGAUUACAAAAUCACAAAUUCUUUUGUGUUGUAUGUAAGUGCCAGAGUCACUAUGAGAGACUGCAUGUACUGAAGUCUGUGCAUGAUUCAAUAGUCCAGUCCCCUCUCAGCUUCUCAAGCUUCUGAAUUUUAAUGUUGAUUUUUUUUCCUCUUGUUUUAUUGAAUCUGUUCUCAUCUGUAACCUGGCACAGGUCACUUAGUGUGAGAAAUGGAAACAAACUGCAAGGCAUUGUGAACAAACGUGAAAGAACUGCAGGUCUGACCCCACCUAAUCUUACAUACCCGUGUGUAGACAAGUCAUUGAGAGAGGCCCUGUCCAUCCUUGCCGAUCAUAGAUAUCCUCUGUUUACAGAGUUCAAGUUGCUUCCUUCAGGCCAAAGAUACAGCCUGCCUUCAUGCAGGACUAAGAGAUAGAGAAUCUCAUUUGUUCUUAGCUGCUAAUGGCUCCUUGAAUGACUAUCUUGGUACAAAUAGAACAAAUACAAGGGCUGUUGGGCCAUUGUCAUACACAAGGGGUUGCAAAUGCUAAUAUUACAGACUGUCCUGUGCUGAGUUAUACCUUUUUGUGUAUCUGUCCCUGAAGAGUUAAGCUGUGGUGAAGUGGUUCUUGUUUCUGGAGUCUGGUUGGCUAUACGUGUGAAUAAAGUUCAGGCAGUGCCUGGAUUUCAACAACAAUGUCCUGAUCCAUUUAUUCUUUUCAUUUAAACCAAACUUGUCAUUGUUUUACUGUCAAUCUUAAAUGUCUCCUUUAUGAAGUUAAAAAGCAAAGAGUCAGCAUUAACAAUUUUUUUAUUGAAAGUGCAUUGCAGAAUCCAGAAAUAGUACAUCGUUUUAAAGUGUUGUAACAUAAAAGUCAACUUAUAAUAGAAAAAACUAUGGGGUGACUGCAAAGGAGAUGCAGCCUGCUUGUCUUAAGCACCUGUUUGUGGGACAACAGUUACCCAAGACUCCCCAUCAAUCAGAUGCAAGAACUCAACCAUUGGCCUUGAGUGACCAACUGGGGUGCACCACUGCUUUACAGCUUAAUUGGGUGAAGGGGUGUGAGGGAUUACAGGUCUGACAAUGCUGUGGGAUAAAUCAUCGAAGACCAAUGCACGAGGUGAGAGAGAUGAAUGUAAAAAAUGUGCAUGCAGCUGGAUAACAGAGAGCCAAAGAGAGAAAAAUGAAAGAAAGACUAAAAGUGAGAGGACAAUAGCUGGAGUGUGACUGAGCAGCCAGUCAAAAACGUGUGGGUUGCAUUCCCGCUUUGUUCCAUGAGAUCACAGUUGUGGCAGAUGCAGGGUAGACUGAGAGCAGCUGUUUUUGCUCUCCAGUGUCCGGUUACAGACGCUGGCACUGGUGCGCUCUGGGGAUGGGCACAGGGGCACGUUAUAGAGUCUCUAUACUGUUUGUUCUCUGAAGGUGGGCACAAAGAGCCCUCAGACGCAAACUACUCCUCUAGUAAUCUUGGCACUGGAAGAGAGGGACGCGGCCGAAGGUGUCAAACGGAGGGGGACGGGCGACAAGACAUAACAUGCAGCUGGUCCCACUCUCCCAGGAUCCUUGGCGCCAUUUGUAACACUGACUAAUGUGACAAUGCAGCAAACUCAUAAUAUUAUAGGAAAAACUGCAAUUUGUUCUGCUUUGAAUGAUGAGAACAAGGAAAUAACUGUAAACACCAACUAUAGUUAAUUUAAGCAAUGGAUGUAGAGGUGGAAAAACACCAAAACAAAGAUGGUGAAUGCUCUAGCAGAACUUAUGAAGCGUUGGGGAUACAGUUAAAACCACGUCUGCAAAAUGUGGUUGUUGCUGUUCUGUCUUUUUUAGUGUGGGGGGGAUGAGUUGAUGUGGUUUACCUUUGUUGUUGAAGCAAUCCUAGGUGAAGUGGUUGGAACACAGCAAAUUAGCACCAACUGCAGCUGGCAUGUUGUCUUUAAAAAUCAAACAACCGCUAUUUUCUUUGGUAGACUUUUGAGUUGUUUUUUGCAGCUAAUAUCAGAAGAGUUAACAUGUCUGGCCCAAGUCUCUGACAUCCUGAACCACAAUGUUGUAAGAGGAGGAAGAGUGCUCAAGAAAUAAGAGUAGAAGAGGUUUUUAAUGCAUGUAUACGAAUCACCACAGAAGCAAAUGCAAGUAUUCAUGUAGUCUUGUAGAAGCUGGUUUCACACUAGGUGGGCUACAGAAACAAUCCAGAGACAUCCUUUCAGGUUUGCUUGGCUAAAGGGUGACUGAUAAACUGUAGAUUUACAUGUGACACAUAAUGUAUUUUUUAUUGUAUGUGACCGGAAAACUGUACAUUUAGUUUGAAAACUUUACAAAGAACUUAUUAAUAUGUCUUAGUGCUGCCAGGAUUCAGCAAAAUCAGAUUUUUACAGGAUAACAUUAACAAAAGACACAUUUUAAAAACGUUUAACUUCCAAAUGGCCACCUCUUUAUCCCUUACAUAUAUUUUUAGGAUUAAAUGAGCUUAAGAAAGUCCCCAAGUGUUGAGUUUGGAGCAUGAGCUAUUUUCUUAACAUACCGCAGUAUUUUUACACACUGAGUGGACAUAGGGUGGAGUUUUAUUAUUCCUGCUCCAAAGUAACACAGACCACUAUGAACCCAAUUCACACUAACAAUAAUAUGUUCUCAGUGAAGCCCCAAUAUGGUUGACCUGACUUUUAAAUUUUCGUCACACUCUUUUUCCACGAGUUUUAGCUCUUUACCAUUGGUGUUACAUUAACCUUUUUGGGAGAAUAAUAGCAACCCGCACUACAGCAGGAGAAUAGCUUUCCUUGAAUUGUACACUAAUGAUCAGAAUAACAAAGACUUUUUAUUACUGCUCUUGUACAUUCCAAAAGUGCACAGAUGUCUCAUAAUGUUGUGAAAAAAUUUGGAGAGAGUAGAAGGUUGUGAAGGGGGAAACAGCCUAAUGAGACGCUCCUGCCAACAAGUUUCAAGUCUUCACAGCUAAUAGUCUGAAUCAAGGGAGCAGAAGACAACUGGAUAUACACCAGACAAAAAUGUAAACCCAACACUUUUGUGAGCUAAACUCAGAGAUCUAAGACUUUUUCUGUGUACAUAAAUGGACAAUUUCUCUUGAAUAGUGUUCACAAGUUUGUCUAAAUCUGAGAUAUCUUGCUGAGAUAAGCUUUCCACCUCACCAGUAUGGCAUAUCAAGAUGCUGCUUAGACAGCAUGAUAUUUGCGCUGGUGUGCCUUAGGCUGGCCACAAUAAAAGGUCACUCUAAAAUGUGGGGGAGUCAAAAAAACAGUCAGUGUCUGGUGUGACCACCAUUUGCUCUUUGAGGUGAGGGUCAUAGAUGAAUGGCACAACAAUGGGCCUCAGGAUCUUGUCAUGGUAUCUCUGUGCAUUAAUAAUGCCAUCAAUACAAUGCAUCAGCAAACUGCUCACCCACACAGCGCCAUGCACACUGUCUACCGUUUGUCUUGAACAGUGAAAAAUGGGAUUCAUCUAUAAAGAGAACACACCUCUCCACAGUGCCAUACCCCACUGAAUGUAAGCAUUUACCCACUCAAGUCGGUUAUGACAACAAACUGUAGUCAAGCUAAGACCCUGAUGAGGACAACGAACGUGCAUGAGUGUCUCUGAGGCGGUUUCUGAUAGUUUUUUGCAGAAAUUCUUUGAGGUUGUUGAGAUUGUUGGGCGUGAAGAUGCUGGAUGCGGUAGUCCUGGGCUAGUGUGGUUACACAUGGUCUGUGGUUGUGAGGUCAGGUACAGAAAUUAGCCUCUCAAAAAGGUGAAGUUUGAUCCAGACACAGACCUAAUGAGUCAUUAUGUGUGAAUCAUAAGUUCUGCCAUACCCCUCAUUUUAUUUGUGACUGAGAAAUAUUAUGAGUCAUGCUAGUUUGACACAGUAAAUGUGUUAAUUUAAAUUCCACCAUGGACUUAAUGAAAAAUAUGUAACUCAGGUGCUAAAAAAAGCUUUUGGCAAAGCAAUUAUCCCAAAAUGAAUGGUGCUGAUGAUCCAUCUCCUGUGGAAAGUUAGCAAAGUGGACUCAAAAACUCACUUUAAAACUAAUUUUCAGGUGGUUUUGAAAAAGGUGAUACUAACACCUCUACAUGACCUUUGCAUAGAGUAUGCUCAUUUGUCAGUCUGGCUCAACUUGAUGUCCAAGACUUCUUGGUCAUUUUUGUUCCUUCAUCACAGAUCUCGUCUGUAAUAGAGCUCCUACUUUGUUUUUAUUAGUUGACAGUCAUCCAUACGUAUGUGUUAUAUUGUGAUAACUGAUCUUGUUGUCAAAAUUAAAACAGGAAGUUGGCAUACUGAACAAAUAAAAACUUUAUAUACUCCUUAAACUCCAUGUACCAUUGUGGGACUUUCAUUUCAAUAUGAGAGACUAAUGUGUUUACACUGUGAACAGAUCUGUCUUAUAGAUCAGUAAGUCGCUCAGGGGUAAUAAAUAUCAGUAAUAAAGGAAAAACUUCAUUUUUAAGAGUAAGGGAAGAAACUUCACGUUUGAAUUCAUUAUCUAUGAAACCUGCGUUUUAGGUUAUUCCUCCCCCUGGAUUGAUUUAAAAGAGCAUCUCAUAUUUUACAAAUAAGAUCCCAGUUCAGACAAGCCGUCUGUCCUCUGCAGGUUAUGCAGUGAACACUGUCUGUGGUCGGUUCUGAUGGUCCUCGGUCAUAGCCCCGGCCGUCUGGUGUUCUCUUCCUCCCUGUCAGCAGUGUGCGGAUGGUGCCCGCAGUGAUUCGCACUUACAGUAAGUGAAGGAGUGAUGUUUCAGAGAUGGAUAGCAUUUCCAGUAUUUAUCGACUGCAGCACAGCGGCCCUGGAUGACACUGCAGUCAGAUACAUUAGCGGUGGAGGGAGACUUGACGGCCUGUCGGAGGGCAGACGUUAAAACAUCACCUAGCUUAUAGUCGGACACAGAGGCAUCGAUUGCAGCCUCAUCGCUCUCCAGGCUGCUUCCUGUGUUUUCAUUGUGCUAUCAUUAGAAGAAAGCAAACAUCAACGUCAAGGGGAAAGGCUGCUGAUUGCUCUGUAUCUAAUGCGCUCGAAUCUCUAAGGGGGAAGAUUUAUUUCUGCUCGAAUGUCUAAUAACGCCUGUCUGGAUUUCCCUGAAUGAGCCGUCACUGAUUAGUGUUUGUACUGCGUCUCUUCCCAUGUCUGGACCAGAAUCAGACCGUUUAUAUGAUUUAUCUCUAUCAGCACUGUGAGGAUUCUCAUAUUCAGAAAACCUAAGCUGUUUUUUUUUUCUCUACUGGCUGACAGACAUUAGAGUAGAGAGUAUUACCAGAAAAACCUAAGACAAAAGAGUACUUGUCUUACCAUACUGGGUGACUCAAAUAAUGCAGUAAUGUUAAUGCAAUGCUUCUCUUGUCUCUAAAACCAUUACAAGAGUGGCUAAAGAUCCUUAUUUUACAAACUAUUAAACAAUAUGACCUGUAACAUUUUCACUCCUGGUGCUAUUAUCAUAGGUGCUAUCAUGAACCAUGAAGAGAAAGGGGGUGGCAUGAAAGGUUAGAGGUCACAGGUUACUGGUAAAAAGUCCCCACACCCUGAAAAAAUCCUGCCAUGGCAAGAGGUAAAAUUUAGAAGCUAAAGCUGAUAAGAAGAGAAGCUUCUUCGCUGUGUCUCCUCAGAAAAAACAUGCGCCUGUUCCUCUUGAUUCUUCUUGUAAUUUCUACGCUGCUGCUCAUGAAUUGAAUCCAAAGCACUUGGUAAUUUCUCGCAGAUGUGAACCAUUUACACAAGCUUCAGUGUAUCUACUCGCUCACAGAAAUUCCUCUACCAUCAUUAAUCAUGUCUUUUGUUAUUACUACACUAAUGAGAUAAGUAUUUUGAAUUACGCCGCCUCGUGUUACAGGAUAUUUUUUGAAAAGACACAUUAUUUAACCUCAAAAACAAAUGUGGUGCUUAAAAUCACAAAUAUUCCACCACUAAAGCAUUAAUUUUCAUCUGCAAAAUACAACUUCAAACAGGUUUAAGUGUUGAGUGUUCAUAUGCAGUACAAAACUAAAGAUUUUUUAACAUUUGUUUUAGAUUAUACCAUAGAGCAGUAAAGCAGGUGUGUUGUGUGGGCUGGAUGAAUGAAACACAAACAGCAAAGUAGAGAGUGUCACAUCUCUGCCGAGGAUCAACCUGAGCUGUUGGACUGUUUCUUCUAAUUAAGGGGAAACGUGCCUGAUUGACAAACGAGCUGUAGGUCAUCCAGCCAACCACAGAUGGGGUUUCCCUGCCAAGACUGCAAAGCCCCUGGGCUUCCCAUCAGCUAUGGGAGCAGAUGGUUUACCACUCUCUCAAAACAAGGAUAUCUCCUCUUCUUUUGCCACAGCUGAGGCCAAAGAAACUAUUGAGGGAACCUAACAGAAAAUCAAACUUGGUAUUCUGGUUGAAUUUGAUAAUUUUUACUUCACUGACACUUCAGACCUGACCACCACUCAGAGUUAUGUUACACCUAACUUCUGAUUAUUGAUUGGUUGACCCUGGUGAACAUCAGUGGGUACAACUGAGUGCCUCUGUUGCUUAGAAAGGCUACUGAGUAUAACAAUGACACAUCUGGAUAAUGCAUUUAUAUAUCGAGGAACAAAAGAAGCAGCAGCACCUCAUCUUAGCAGCUGAGUUUGUAGUUUACUUAAAAGCCAUUCAAGCCAAUAAAAAGUCACUUUUACAUCAAUGUUUCUACAAUAGAGGGUAAAAUCUCAGUGCUGUGAUUAUCUGGACCAGCAUUUGAAGCCUGUGAUCCAAAGUCUGUUGUUUUCCCUGAAGAAGAAGUAGAUAAUAUAAGUGCAGCUCAAAAAGUUGGAAUUUCCCAAAAGAAUUCAAAUUUUCUCCUAAUUUAAUUUAAAAAGUGAAGCUUUAAUUUAUUCUAAAUAUUUCAAGCCUUUUUUGUUUAUUUUGCUGAUUAUGGUGCAGUGGUGUAUUAUACCUCUUUUGUGCUUAUUUCUGUCUGUCGGAGAGUUGGCUAUCGAGGCGUCAUUUUUAAAAAAGAACCACUGUAUAAAACAGUAUAACAGUUGCAAUGCUUCACAUCCAAACAACCACAUCUGCUCUUGCAUAUCUAAACUCACUGAUGACAAGAUGCGCAUGCACAACAGACAGAUCUGUGUUUAUGGUGGUGAUCAUCAAGAGUGUGUCAGUCCAAAAUGAGCAGAGGAACAGCUGACUGUGGCUUUCUACAAAUCCAUCUCUGCUGGACCGGUUCCACCCUCACACCAGGGAAUCUUGUAAAAGUAAUGGCAGAGUUGUGAUGAAUAUGCAGGGCUCUGUGUGGACAGGAACAGCACAUGCAUCAGUUUGGAUGUAAGCUGUCUAUAUCUACUGUUGGAUGGUUUCAGGAAAAAAGGCAAAGUGUUGAGGGAUAAAAAACGUUUCUGAAGGAGGAGAAACGUGGAAAUGACAAAGGAGUAAUAGAUUAACAAUGAUUGAGGGAAAAACUGAGAUUUGCUGGUAACCUUUUAGUGCAACACUAUUUUAGUGUCAUGAACUUUGGAGGAUUUUACAAUGAUUUAGAUUAAUUCACCCAAACCUUUAUUUAAAUCAGCGCUUUAGACACACUCUCAGACCUUUAAAGGGAUAUUCUAGUGCAAAAUUUAUUUAGGGUCAAACACAGCAUAACACCAAGAUAGACAACCCCUUGAGAGAUUAAUGUUGCUGACCGCUUGCUUCUGUAGUUAUACCAACUUUAGUAAAACACGAUAGCAUGAUUCUUCAUGGAAAUGCAAUCAGACUGAGACGCUAAGGCAGAAGAACCACCGUGUGCAGUGCUAAAUGAUUAAUAUGGUGAUUAUUACUUCCAGGAAAUGAUUAAGUAAAGAUCAUAAAUGUUCUUCCUUGAGCUGCGUCACCCCGCUGUAGUCCAUAAUGGACUGGCCAGAGGUCUUGCUACAAACACACGGCUGCUGGAAGAGAGUGGGUGGGUUGUGUUUAGUCUCUUUGCUAAAGAAAUCAAGCAAAGUUAAAAAGAUGUUUGGUGGCUAGUGCUAUGGCUGGGACCCUAUAUGUACUGUUGAUGAAGUUAGGUGCUGUUCUGAGCAUUAUUUGUGGCUAUAGAGUGGUGUUUUGGUUCCUCAUACCACUGUGUACUGCUAUUGUGCGGUCAUUAAUGAAGUUGGUAUAACUAGAGAAACAAGUAGUCAGCAACAUUCAUCUCUCGAGAGGGUGUCUAACUCAGUGUUACAGUGUGUUUGAUCUUAAGUUAAUUUUACGCCAAGUUAAUUUUAAAUUCAUGAGUUUAAUUGACUGAAAAUUCAUCGGCAAAUAAGUUCUUUACUGCUAUCAGUCCAAUAUUGGGAUUUUCAGUGUCAAUUCCCUUUUGUAAUAGUCACUCUAUUUUAACCAGGAAAAUAAUCUGUGAGUCAAAGAUACCAGGAACAUCCUUCAAAUGUCCAGUAAGGCUUUUGUUGCAGUCAUCUCUAAAACUUUUACAAAUUUUGACCAGCUGUUUUGGCAAAAAGAUUCUUAUUUUUUACUAAAAUUACUAAUUUUAGUAAAAUAGAGAAGCGAAAACACCGUAAUUUCAAGUCAGACUUUGCCUUCGCAAACAAGAAAAUACUUUGGUGCACAUUUCAUUAUUUCCAAUUUGCUGUGUGACAUCCAAUUUGUAUCCCCAGUGUGCUUUACACUCAAUACAGUGUUAGCACUCACAGAUGGAAAAACAAUCUACUUCAGCAAAAGGUCACUGUGCUUGAUUUGCUCCAGCAUGGAAAUAGGACCACAUUACAUCUACACUAACACUUCAUUUUAUUUACUCAUUCAGCCAUUUACUAAAUGUAAUAAGUGGCAGUCAUGUGCUAAGGGGGCAAUUACAGUAAUUGUAUCCUUCAUCUGUCUCCUUGUUGUGUACAACUGCUGUUUGAAUGAGAGCUCAGCUUUUCAGUGGAUCUUACUUUACCAAGGACGAUCUUUAUCAUUGAGCUUUUGCAACACAAACCGAAGAGAUAAAAGCUUCACUUAUGUAUCUUAGAAAAGGGCAUGUGUAAGCUGUUGAGGAAAACUAUAACAAAUGAUGGUGUUUUUCUGGAAUAACAAAGUAUUACAGGGCUAUUUUUACAUUUCUAAGAAGAAACUGGCAAGAAGAGAAAAAUGUGGAGAUUAAACAUUACGAGCAACCCCGCAGUCAAAGAACAGAGGUAAAUGCUGUAUCGCUACAGCUGUAACACAACUCACAAACGCACAAAAGAGCUUUCAGCUGCACCCGACCAAGAGAGGGAGGGUUGUGGGUGCUCAUGGAAAAUAUGCAGCAAGGACUUCUCCCUCCUCCUGCUCUCUCUCUAUCACAGUCCAACAACACAGAGCAGGUAGUUUGACCAGAGGCAGUGGAGCAGUCCCCUCCAUUAAUUCCCUCCAAAUUAAAAUGCAGUAAAACAAAAUUAAUCCAAACACCAUUAAUCACAAAGGCCAGGAGUGUCUGUUUUAAUGAACAGAUUCUUUCUGGGGGUAUCUGCGGGCACUUAAUUUGCCAUUUAAACCCCACCUGUCUGUGUCAACUAGUCCGUAGAGAGAAUGAAUUUAGUCCAUUAGCUUGUUCCAAGGGCUGGGUUGUUGUACCCAUUCCUUCAUGCUUUAAUACAGCCAGGAACUGGGAAUGUUAACAAGGAUCCAGGGCACAGAAGGCCCCAAUAAAUGAAUACAGGCCUACUUAUUCCACUAGAUACGCUGUAGACACAUCGAGCUCAGUGAUCUCGUUGAUUCUUGUACAUUUGGUCUUAUUUUCGCUAUUUCAUUAAGGUACAACGGUGUUAAGACUUAAACAUGGAAACCAAUAUAUUUCAUGUCUGAAACAGUCAGUACAUUUACAUGACACUCAAGAAAACCGAAUUAUUGCCUUACUCCGAUUAAGACAUGAAGUGCAUGUAAACACCUUAGUCCGACUCCAAUCGCAGUUUAAGAACGCCAGUUGGAGUCAAAGAACUCCGAUUAAGACACCCAGAUAAUGCGAUUGGAAUUCGGUUUUCUCUACCAUGGAACCAGCGUAGUUGGAGUAUGAUCGGAUAACACAUGCACACGCACCACGCCCCCGUAACUCUGGAAAAAAACACCAGAGAAGAGGAGUAGCGUGCACCUCAUCUGCAGAAAGAGUAGCACGUACAUCAUGUACGACAGAAACAACGCUGUACGAUGCUCCAUCUCUCUGCUCUAAAAAUGCCCAGCAGCAGUUGUAGCCACUUCUGACGUCUGACAUCGACCUGAGAUAUCCGAAGAUAUCCUUUCACCUUAAGAUUACCCUCUUUAGCCAACCUCAGGUGUUUUUAUUCAUUAUAUCUUAUUAUGUAUGGCCACUGGGUUCACACUUGUUGUAUGACCUUUGCCCACUUGCUUGUGGUGAGCAUUUCCUAGCAUUUUCUGCUGCUUUCUCACACCUGCUCUCCUGACUUCUUGAGGAAAUUUUAUCAGGGGACCGGCAAAAAAAAGUUAAGGCAAAGUUAGAAUUAAAAUUUUGUGUGGGACAUGAGAUGUUUUCAGGAGUAACAGUAUCCUCUUGCAACCAGAAAUAGUAGAAAUUAGACACCAAAUAAUUCCUCGAAAGCAUCUCAAUCCCAUUUGAAAUCUUCAAUUUUGCUGUGGUUUGCUUUGCUUUUUAAUAUCAGAAAACAUAGAUCGAUAGUUUCCUUUACAAUAGGCGCAAAGACUUUGGUGUUUUUUAAUCUGAUCAUUGAAAGAUUUGACCAUUAACUCCCCAUCCUUUAUAUUGUUUGUCAUGUUAUUUAGUGUUACAUGUUGCAUGGCUGCACUCCCAUUUAGUUUGUUCCAGUCACCUCAGGUUCACACUCUCCAGUUUAAACCAUCUCUGACAGAUUUGACAAAAACCAUGUCGUCCGAGCUGCUCCCUUCAUUAAACAGUUCCUGCAGCCUUCGUACGACAUUCCUGCACGCGCUCAGUGCACACACACAGACAAUUAGAGCUUGUUUAAGAGCAUGUGAUCCGGUCAAGACAUGACUGUUUUCCCAUAAUUACAGUUCUAUGUGAACCUCAGAGGAAGACAGUGCUUGGGGUGACUUACUGCAGGGCUCAACCUUGGACAUCUUCACCCAAAACAUUUUACUUCCUCCUCUUUUCAAAAAUAAUCUGUCUUUUUCAAGAGAUCUAUUGUCUUUGCUCAUCCUUGUCUGUGGCUUUCAUGGCUUUUUUUGUUUUCCAUUUCUUUGACCCCUCUCUUGCCAUCACUUCCCUCUCUGCUGGUUAUUUAGCACUUCAGCAGCCAGCAAGACUAAUUGGUGCAGGAGACAGGUGGAGCCGCUCUGUAACAAUCAGUCUUGUUAGUGGCAGGACUGGAGCUCACACUGGGUGAUCUUUUUGUUUUUGCAGUGUGAACAGUGGAAAGAGGGCAUGAACUUUUGACACGCUCUCAUAUGGGGCCCCUUAGCUGCCUGCAGGGAUUUACUUACUGUAGUUCAGGUCUAGGAGCUCCGUGUAGCACCAGUUACGAAGAGAAAAUACAGACCUGGAUGAAAAGGCUUUGGAAAUUUUAUUACUUACUUCAAAAAGGCGACCUACUGUUAUCUAAACCCUUCAGAUUGACCUCCUUUUGUGUGCCCAAACAAACUUUGAAUAUAAGAACCAUUGACCAAUUAUUUAAAGGGCCUAUACAAUUCUUUUUCUAUUAGAGAAAUCUUUUUUUUUUUUUUACCAUCACAUAAAGUCAAAAACAAAAGCAGUUUUAAAACAGAGAACUAAACAAUACAUAAUUAAAUCAAAUGAAAGUCAUUCAAAUUUGAAGGUGAGGUGGUAUAAUUAGACAAAAAUGUUAAAAAAAAAAAAAAAAAGAGGGAAAAAUACUGAUCUGUGAGAAAACAAAACAAAAAAAAAAAAACAAAAGCACACAAUAACAAUAACACUGAGUUAGACACCCUCUUGAGAGAUGAAUGUUCCCGACCGCUUGCUUCUCUAAUCAUACCAACCUUAGUAACGACCGCACGAUAGCAAUACACAAACCUCAACCAAAACACCACUUUAUAGCCACAAAUAAUGCUCAGAACAGCACCUACUUUAAUCAACAGUACAUAUAGGGUCCCAGCCAUAGCACUAGCCAUCAAACAUCCUUUAAACUUUGCCUAAUUUCUUAAGCAAAGAGACUAAACACAACUCACCUACUCUCUUCCAGCGACCGCUUGUUUGUAGCGAGACCUUAGGCCAGUCCAUUACGGACUACAGUGAGGUGAUGCAGCUGAAGGAAGAACAUUUAUGAUCAUUUCUUCAUGGAAAUGCAAUCAGACUGAGACACUAAGGCAGAAGAAGUACGGCUUCUGCAGUGCAAAAUGAUUAAUAUGGUGAUUAUUGCUUCAAGGAAAUGAUAAAGAAAGCGGUCGGCAACAUUCACCUCUCGAGGAGGUGUCUAACUUGGUGUUACGGUGUGUUUGACCCUAAAUUAAUUUUACACCAGAAUAUCCCUUUAAUAACUGUCUGACAAGAGAGACCAGAGAUUCAGUGGUUAAAAUGAAAAUGUAUCUAACAGUGCUGUCAUUUCAUGAAAAUACUGUUUCUACUUCCAACAGCCAGGCACAAUUAUACACAUCAAGUUCCUGUGAAAUGAAGUGAUAAAAUCCAUUAAAGCCUCUUUGUGCACUUUUUAGGCCUAACUCAAAUUUUUUGACUUGACUGUAAUUUAAAAAGGUUUGGUUCAAUAUGAUUCCCGACAGAAAACAAGGCUUUUGUGAUGUAAUGUGACAUGUUGAGCUUAAUGUCAAUUUGUUUAUAAAUAAACAGAUAUCAGUUUUUGGUUUUUUUUAAAGAAGAACAUCCAACCUGACCUUACGAGAUACAGCGAUAAACACCAUUGGCGAAGGCAUGGUGGCCUACUUAGAGAUCUGCUCAUUCCCUCUGUUUCUUGUCGUAUGUCAGCGUCAGUGUGUGUGUGGUAAGUCACCAGUUCAGUAAAGCCAUAUCAGUGUGUGUGCGUGUCCGCUGUGCACGGACAUCUUGCAGUAUAAUGUAAUCAGGCAGGUGUGAGGGUCACAGCCAGUUUGUAGGCCAGCGUCUUGACCCCUGCUGUCUGCUUUGUCUGACCGUCAGAGGAACCCCUUAAUUAGGGCCUUUGGUUUGCAGUGUGUGCCCGACGCGGCCCAGCAGACACUUAGCAACAAGCCCUUCAUUAAAUGCUCCUGGUUGACUUGGCAAGAAGAGCCUCCAUUUCCCAAUUCCUGCUGCACAAAGGCCAUGUUAAGAAAAUCCCCUCUAAUUUUCACUUUGAUUUGGUAGUGUUAAUUCCUUUCCCCUCCUUCCAUGAAGUCUGUAUUAAGUUGCAACACAUAGUUUGAACCUCGUAACAGUUAAACAUAUCUUGUUCUUUGUGAAUGCCUAUGAGAGAGCUAUAAAACCUGCUUCUAUCUAGGAUACCUAACAAUUUCCAUUCAGGUAAGUGUGCGGCGUAUUCACAGUGUUGUUUACACUAAACGAGAACAUCGCUGCUCUAUAAGUUGCCAAGAUUAGAUGCCACAAUAUGUAGAGUGAUCAGAAGCCAUGAAACAAAUGAGAGCAGAGCUGAGAGAAUUAGCUAAAGUCCAGCAUUAGAGUGAGAGAGGAAAGAUUUAAUUCUGCUUUUCUUGGCUGUUAUGUGUUGUUGCUCCAGCCAUGGAAAAUCACUGAACACCUCUCUUAGUGCCACCUUCAGAGCCAGACAGACUCUUCUGUACACAGAAUCCAUCUGGUAGCUUGUGUGGCUGUUUUGUAACCAUCAUACCCAUGGGUGAAAUCUGAGCUGCAGGUGUUUCAGGCGCAGGCAUGAGUCGGUCAACAGAAAACGGCCUGGUGCUUUUUUUUUUAUUUUUUGUUAUUGUAGUACCUCCUGUCACUUCAUUGUUAUACCACACACCUUUUCUUAAUUACUGCCUUAAACUUUUAACAUGUUGUCUCUGUGAUUUACAGACCAACGAGUCUCUGACCUUUUGUAGAACUGAGCUAAGGCAGCAGAAAGAGUUUUGUGAUCAAGUAAACAGAAGCAAGUCUGUGGUAAAAAAAAUAAGGAUUUUUCUUUGUUGAUUUUUGUUGUAAGUCGCUCAAAAGCUUUUUUGAUGAUAAACAAAGGCUUGGUUUGUAGAUUCAGUCUUAAAAUUAUAUAGGUUGUUUAACAGAGUGCUGAUUUACACAUAUAGAAGCUGGAUAUUAAGUUGGAUACUAGGUAACACACGGCUAACGGCUAACAGAUAGCGCUACCUUAACAGCUUACUACAGCUUUGUCAUGCGUUUAGCAUAGUAAGCAUCUUCCAACAACAUGAAUCGACUACUUACUCUAUGUUUGAAAGCUUCUUCUUAUUCUGAUUACAUGCAAAUUGCCAUGUAGAUUAUCAUUGUUCCACACUGCGUCCUCCAGGUGAUUCUUGAAAACAACAGCUGUUCUCCCCACAGCUACAUCUGAUUGGCUGAAUGAGAUCAUGUGAUCUAUGUCUGCGUGUGUGAUUUGGUUCUACUAACCUAGCUCAAGCCGGUGUUUGCCUGCAGUUUAAGCGAACUUUAAACAUUGAUUCUGGGAAAAUGUGCAAAAAUCUUAGGUAGCAACAAAUAAAAUCUGAUUCAGAAAAAAAAUAAGUUUAAUAUAUAUGAAAUAAGGGUCCUCCUUCGGUGGAGAUCUUUGUUUUCAAUAACUAAAGCAGAUACGCAGCCUUGGCCCACCGCAUGCCGGUGAAAGCUCGGAUAGACAGAAGCCAGAAGUACAGCUUUGGUGUUUAUAAAUCAUCUUCACACUAACAUUAACGAAUUAAACAUUUGUCAAGUUUCUUAUUAUGGAGUAUGGUUUUCAGUUAUAAUACAACAUGAAGAGGACUCAUCUUUUUAUAUAGAACAAUGUUUGUGUUGUUGCUUUUUAGCUGAUGCAACACGGGCCAACCGGGCACAAGAUGCAAAUAGUCACCUCUUGCUGGACUGCCUCAUAUCUAUGUAUGAUCAUAGCCCAAGAUCUUGGGGUGGCCAAGUAAUUUCCACGGGGGGUACUUGCGUUCCCUUUUGGACAUCCCCAUGCCUGUUGGGUUUUCUCUCAACAACCUACUCACUGUAUAUUAUACAUUACAUAACAUGACAGUUCCAACCUGCUAUUGCAGCUGCAGCUACACCCACCACCUUAACUUCCCUGCAUGUGUGGUAUUUCUAGUGCAGCAUAUAUGUGCAAGAUUUAAUGUCUAUGUACUUUUCCAUCUGUUUAUUCAUUUUUACUAUGUGUAGAUGAUAAAUCCAGGCUGUGGGGGUGGUCAAUUAACGGGGCUACUUAGAGGGAUGAGACAGACAGAGUUUUGCAGUAAUGCGCCAUCAUUCAGUUCACUCUAUCAAUUAAAAAAGAGGCAUAUCAUUUUGUCAUUUAAGUUUCUCAAUAAAAAAAGUCUCAAGUUUCUGCUUUACAUGACAUCUCUUGUUUCACUUUCCUUGUCUGGCUCGAAGCGGUGUUACAUGAAAAGUUUACGAGGAUCACUAAAGUUUUGACAUUUACGACCUGACACAGACAAUCAGCUCAUAGAAAUCUGUGCAGCUGUAACAAAAUUUAAUUAUUACCUGCACUCUGUGCAUCUUUAUGCAUGUCUGAAAUUCAAGUACGUGGAUACUUCAUGUUCUCGACUUGUCUGGAACACGGUUUCGACAAGCGUUGCUUUCUUCCAUCACACUGAUCUGGUUUUGAAUUUUAUAGUCUGACAUUGUUGACAUUUUUAUUAGAGCGCUUAUUUUUCAGACUGAAGCCAAAGAUUAAGAGUUUAAAUCUCUGAAUGAUUUGCCAUGAUAGCAUAAUUCUCUCUAUAUACAUCUGGCAGUUUUCUGGCUCAUAACAUAAAUGUUUGCUGAAAAGAAGAAAAAGAAACCGUGUCCAAGUGUUUUAAGUAACGCAUGAUGUCUCCACAUCAUUGAAGAAAGAGCGACAGACAGAUUGAGUGAAUGAGACAGUGUGACAGACAGAGGGAGGAGGUCUCUCGCUGUGACAGUCUUUUCACUCCUAUGACUGACGUUUUUCUUCCCCCUCAGUAUUCUUCUGGACUUCAAAGACUCAAUCUCAGCAGAGUGAUUUGGCCCGACCAUUGUGAGAAUCUUGAAUAUUCAUCAGGGUUUGUCUUUGCCCUGGGGGCCGAGACUCUGCAGGGAUCUCACUUUAUAUUAACAUUUUAAACAGAGCUGUGGUGGAUAUUAUAUAUGUUAUGGGAAGAUGUGGAUGGAUACAUUUUCUUCAGGGAGUAAUUAAGCGAGAUUUCCUGCUUAACUUUAACAAGACUUUUUAAUAUGUAAUCUGAAGUCCUCCCUAUGACAUCCCCAUUAAUGGCAAAAAGUUGCCACGACAUCGAACAAUUCUUUUUUCAAAGACAACAACAACAAAGUAGUACAAGGCAAAUGCUCUAGAGUUGGUUAAAUAUCAGAUUUUUCUAUUCUCUAAGGGGGAGACCUUAGGCUCUUGUAUUUUUAAUCUCAAUGAAAUUAACCUGGUUAGAUAGAUGAUAACAAACAAAUUAAAAAUAAGGAUAAUCAGGUUUGCUGUUUGAAUAAAUAAAUAACUCAAGACAAAAAUAAAAGAUCGGCCACUGCUGUUGAACAUAAGUGAGGCCAAAAUAACCUCUUUGAUGCUGUGCAUUCUAGCUGUGCAAUUGAGUUUUCAUCCAGAGGAUGUUUUGGCUUUACUUUUCGAGCUGUUUUGUUGGCCACCUUUAUACACAGUCUAUAAACCUCCUUCAUACUACCAUCAUGCCUUUAUUUUUAUAUAUUCAUCCUGAAAAGAACAGUUCAACCAGCGGAUAAGAUGUGCAUCCCAUCAAACAGAGAUAACACCUCGAAACAGACAGUCUGGGUUGUAACCCUGCGAGCUGCAGCCCCCUCGCCACUCAUAUUCCCCCCAAUAUUUUCUACUCUAUUCGCUCUGAUGUCUCUAAGUAAAGCCAUCAUAGCCCUAAAGUUUAAAAGAAAAGGAAACCAACUACAGUUUAAUCUUAAAAGCCACUGUUUGAUAAGCUUUACCAGAGUUAGCGAAAAAGCUCAUUUUCAUCCCCAGUCUCUUGGCAGGUCACAGAUAAAAAUCUCACAACACAAGCUUUGUUUUACACAACUUAAUAAAACGGCGAAUCUUCAUAUAACUGUUUGAUGAAGAUGGGAGUCAUGCUUUCUUGACUCUUGCCCCCUGAUUGGCCCAUCUGGUCCAGACAGCUGUGUUGCCACGGUAAUAAACUGCUUUCCAGGAUUCUAUGACAGCAGUUUUAUCGCUGAGCUGCUGAAAAUCCUCCUAAUUUCACAGAGCCCAGGGUCAGUUUAGGCCCAGCUGGAACGUCGCUCAUGAUACGCAUUCCAUCUCUGCCCGGAGUAAUUUCAUCAUCUGUGUUCUGCCAUGGCUCUUUGUUUCACAGGUUAGUGGUGAUUUUUCACAGUCAUCCAUCGCUGUGUGAUGAAAGGUGCGUUUGCUGCUUGAAAGUCCUCUUCUGAAAUAAAAAACGUGGCUCAUUUUCAUGGUGCAUUGGAACGCUAAUGCUGGUAUUAUUGGAAGGUCUCCAUUUCAUAAGAAAAUGUUUGCCUUAUAGAACGAAGGCACAUUAUUACAAACAACCAAGCUGCAUUAAUUGAUCUGUGAGUACUGGAGGGCAGAAAAGGGGCCAUACAGAGACUCCAAAACGAAUUGAAAAUAAUCACACAGCUAAACUUCUCCAUAAGCUCCCUCCCUGUAUGUACUAUUUGAAAAGCUAAGCCCCGGGGUACUUGAUUCAUAAAAGUCCACUGUUGUCAGUCACGUCUAUCUGUUGCAGUCCAUGUAAAGGUUGUAAAAUGAACUUGUUGCUUCCAUUUGGACUUUCACAUUAACGCAGUCAAGCUGAGAAUAGUAAAAAAGAAACUCAAACAUGUUGACGAUCGUGUUCUCUUGUGAUUUUUGGGUGCUAGAUGCUACGUUUUUAAUUCAGCCCUCCAUUCACUCUACAGUUAUUGUGUAUGAAGCUCCUGUAGGGAGUUUUCUGACAUUUAUGAAACAAAAUGAAAUUCAUAUUGAUGCAUCUUCAUGAUAUCCAAAGGCAAACAAGACCAUCAGUGACAAGAUUAAAGAUGAUUUAUCCUCAAGUUUAAUGCCAGAAACUAUUGCGGAAGCUAAAUGCUAACUUUGACUAUUACAAGUCAGCAGGACUUUGUGGUUUUCCCAGUGAUUAAGGUGCUGAAAGAAAGAUUUCUCCGGCAAUAUUAAUCACGCUGUAACUAUGUGUGCGAUGACAGACGAGUACUGCAGGAGAAGGAGGGGAAGUGAAGAGUUAAUUCCCCUCAAAGCAACUCUUGCAACCAGUCUGCCCCACUUUCAACCCCUUUAUGUGGUGGAGUGACCCCCACCUACAGAGCUGCUCACUCCCCGCCAGACCCCCCCAUCCCUGUGGGGUCUGAGUGGGCUGAGGGAGGCUCCGCACUGGGCGUUUGAUGGAGCGAGGAAGGGUGUGUGAGGUGCACUGACCCCUUCCUCAUUGCUCCCCAUGCACUCGUGCUUCAGAAUAGGCUGACUUAUCACAUGUAAUACUCAGAAAUGCACAAAUCAGUCGUGACAGCUAUAGGGCUGCUGGAGCUCUGGAGGAGGAGAGCUGGCUAUCGGGAGCUGCUGUUCCCACCCAGUCAGACUUUAAGAGGGGACAGGUGAGGGGUGGGGAACCCCAUUUGGCUGUUGAUGUUAUUUUGACCUCCUCUGCUGCUUUUACACCUCCUCACCUCCUUACAACCGUGUCGAGUGGAUAAACACAUGUACAAGACUCGGGAAAUUCAACCAUCUUCAACCUGUUUAUGAUUUGUGUAGCUGCCUCGGUGGACUUGAUGUAAUCCGUCUAAUAGCCUCCUUAAUCCUCUUAACUUGUAACCCACAUAGGUCUUUCACAGCAGGAAUGUGUCCCCUUAUUGUUGUCAUGUUUUUCCUGGUAUUGCAUGUUAGUAUGCGUGUCCCAGUGUAUUGGAUUAGGGUGAAGUUGCAAAGUUGUGGCGGUGCCUGGAGGUGUGAGCUCUAAUCACAUCUAAUCACCUGACGUGUGAUGGCCUGAUCCCCACUGCUCCACAAGUGUUUGUGUUUUCACCCCUUUCACACACCAACUCACAUGAGGAACUUGACACGAUACAGCCCACGUAAUAACCUGACUCUUAGUUGCAGAUUAAUGCCCUGUCGUCUCCUUUCACACAACACCUGUGUCUGCAUAAUUUGUGCCAAGUUUUUUUUAUUAUUAUGUCUUCUGGUGAUUAAUCAUCGGUGACUAAACAGGACUGUGUGGGUUGUUUUUAUGACAGUUUGUGUAGCGCUCGGAAAACAUAAAAAAUAUUUGCUGAGUCAUCCUGGCUUGAGGGUGUACACAAGUUUUGAUUCCAAUCAGUCAUUUUCACCAUUUAUUGAUAAGCAUUUGAAAAGCACAAAAAUCACUGCAGAACAUUGUGCUUUUUAGAGGUAAAACAACAUAUCUGAUAACCCCUCGGCUACAACUGUUAGCAUCUAACCACGUCUUGGCUUAAAAGACCAUUAGCAGAGAAUAAAUACCUUUCACAAGAUGUUGUAAAGUGCUAGCAAACACCAUUGUUACUUCACAGAAUCAGAUUAUCUGAAAGUUAAGGUCGAAGCUCUCAGAUUUAGUGCUUUUUAGAAAGUCAUUGCUAAGCUAAGGUUAAAAUUUAGUAAGCUAGCUAAGAAAGUGUGAUUUUUUAGCUUGAAAUUUGGCAAACUUUCCCCUCAGAAUUUUACUUUUUAACAUCUUACCACUUUCUUAUUACUCUGGAAGGAGUCAAAUGUUGAUAUUUUGACAGAUUUACUUCUUGAUACUGCUUAGAACAUGAAUGAGCAUUUUUGCACUAAAAUGGCUUUUAGCUUCCUGUCCUGAGCUUUACCGCAGGAAAGAUUUAGCUUCUUACUUUCUCGUAUUUCCUUCUCCAUGACACACAGUAAGCUGUUUUUGUUGUCACAUUUUAUUGACUGAAGGGUUUAACCUUGAGCAUUAUGGUUACUGUGAACUCAUAUCAUUAUCUGUGACAAGAUAGCUAGCUAACUUUCAAUUUCAAAGGAACCAACUAAUCCGCAUACUGCUAGCCGCCCUGAGGGAAGUAAUGACAGAGUUAUGUUUGUUGCUUUUUGACGGUUGGUGUGGAGUUUACACUUAUUUUAAAUAUUUUUUAUAUUCUCAUAUUGUAUGCAAUAUUUGUCUUUGUGUGCAAACACCUUCAGUUGACAUCUGACAGAAUGCUAACUUUUAAAUAGCAGCUUUUUUUUUUCACUUUUGCUUUUUGAAGGAGUGUUUCCCCCUUAAUAUUAGCACGUCUGUCUAUUUCAGGCAAAAUAUUCCAUACUGAUUUUGUUUCUUUAACAGCUUUGUGGGACUCAACUUAAACUUUUUUUGUUGUUGCAGGAUGCAUGACCUUUAUUGACCAAUUUAUACCAACCCCAAAUUAAAGUUUUGUUUUUGUGUCUUACUUUCCUGAGCUCCAUCUCGCAGAAUUUGAUACCAGAAAGUUUCCAAAACUCUCUGCUGGGUCUCUAUCCUCUGGACUCAUGCUGUGUGUUUGUAUAUAUGUGGCAAUAGGUCAUAAUGCUUUAACUGCUGCCUUUCACACCUCAUUCAGCUCCAACUCACAUCCACGGCCCUGCUUCACACUCUGUUGCCCUCUUCUGUUCUGCUCUCCUUUCUGUGUAUUAGUGAUGUGUGAAUAUGUAAAGUGUCUGUGCUUUUGUGUGUGUGUGUGUUUCUAUGUGUUUCUGUGUGUGUGUGUGUUUCUGUGUGUGGGAAAGAGAGAGAGAAGCAGUGUGUGGAUUCAGAUAUACUCAGCUGUUCCCUCUGUAGUGAGCCGGUCACAGAAAGGGCUGGACGAAUAGCACAGCAAGAGUGCAACUUAGUAACACCCUCUCCCCCCUUGUCUCUCUCUCUCUGUGUCUGUGUCUCCCAGGCUGUCAGUGUGGAGUAGAGCUGGAGGCUGCGGGGCGGCUGUGGGAAGUUCCUGAGAGUCACUCAGAGCAACACACUUGUGCAGAAAGACCGGAUUGGCACUCUUUCGCAAGAGGAUUUAAUAGGGAGUCUGACACCUUUGCCUAUUUGCUUGCGUGUGUGCGUUGUGGCAGCACCUCAGGGAUUUGAAGGAGGCUGGGGUCGGGGCUGGCGGGAUGGUGGUGGAGUGGGCCUGGCAGGCUGUUCUGCUGGUGACCGGAGUGGCAUCACUGAGCCGGGGUUCUCAAGGUGAGUACUGUGCUGGACACCUGUUUGUUUUGCAGUUUUGCUUGACUGUUUGUUUUAAAAUACAGACUUUAAUUUGAGUGCUUUAUUUUGACAAACAUAAUGUGAAGCUGAUCUUUUCUUCUGUAUUUUUUUUUCUGUGAUUCAAGGUUUAGAGACAGUUGGUUAUCUUCUGAAACCAGGGAGAAGCUUUAAUAACAGGUUGCAGGUUGACCAUGCUAGCUGUGAAGUCAAUUAUCUAUUUUCUACUCCGUGGUAUUUAUGAUGAGCAAAAGCUAUCAUGAUCUCCACAGGGGGGCUACUAAGAGAGCGGGUGUGUAUUUAUCUGCCCCCUAAAAACCCCACACACCCCUCCUGUUCGUGUUUUGAAUUGUUUGAAGAUGGACAGCCAGUUGUCUUUUUACGAUGAAUGCCAACAGUGUCAUGGUCCCCCCUCCCCAUAAGGUGACAGGCGGGGAGGGUCAACAAUCUGAGAGCGCUGAGGAGCUUACACUUGUGCAUUUGUUCUUUUCAUGAUUGCAUUUUUGGUCAGAAUAAGAACGAGUAAAAGUACGACUUUGAUUUCUUUCUGUUUUCAACUCAUCUCGAAAUACAUUUUUCUCCUUCUAGUCGCCAAGCUUAACCUUUGCAGAAAUAAUCAGCUGUCAAAUUCUCAUCACAAACUCAAUUUGGGUGUCAGGCUUUAAACUCAGCAUAUGGUUGCAUGCGCACUCCAACACCAACACCACAUUAGCAAUGGCAGUGUUGGCAAAUGUUGCUAUUAUGAAAUGUGAUCUGGAAAAUGCAACCAAAUGAAUCUAUUGCAACCAUAUCACCUUUUAUUUUUUUAUUUAAAGCAGCUUUUUUUCAACCCUGAUACCUCCAUAAUAGCCUCUGGUAUAGAUGUAUCUGUUUUAUACAAACGCUUUAUGUUCAUGCAGAACAUUUGAUUGAAACUUACCAGAAUGUGUUUUACUUAUUUUAACACAUAAUCUUAAAACACCAUUUUUGAUAUUGAGAACAGGUGAAAAGGUGAUAUAUUUUUUGCAGAAAUGAGAGAAUAUGUAUAAAAAGAAGCCUAUUUGAAAGUCUGUCAAAAAUAAAGACCAGCUGUAAAGCCCCAAACUGCCUGAGAGGUUCAGAGCUAGCUGUUACUUUCACAGUUAGUCACCAAAUACCUGAGCCGCUGAUGAAUGUUUCUUCAGAGAAUUUACUUAACUGUCAUCUGUGCAGAUUGAGCUGAGUGUUUCAAGUCUCCUCCAAUAUUGGUCCAGUCAGUGUCAGAGUCUGAACCAGAAGUGUAAAGAUGGGGUGAAAUUCAGACGGUCAUCUCACAAGGGCAGCAUUGAUUUCUCUUUUUCCCUCUCAAAGUUAGAUGCCUUCAGUUUUUCUCCUUCUGUCCACUUUCUUUCAAACAAGCUGGAGCCACCAGUUGCUUUUUCUGUUUCCCCACUGAUCCGAUGUUUUAAGGGACCCCUAAAUGAGUAAAACAUGUGGGAGGUUGUCCAUAAAUCUAAGCGGCACGGUCAAUUUGCCACCUGUUUCUACAGGCUGGUGAGGGUCACAGGGAGUUGGUGAGCCCCGCACUGUUUCUUCCGGUGGUAAUACAGUGGAAAUAUAAAGAUUUAUGUGCAAGAAUAUGACUAGGAUAUCUGUUAUGAUAGCAACAUUAUUAUCAGCUUAAAAGCUUUUGAAAUUUUUUUGAUAUCCCUGUUGUGAUAUCAGUUUGUUGAUAAAACAAAAGCAGGUUGUGACAGCAAACAGCAUGUACAUUGUCUUUAAGACUGAUUUCCUUUUUUCCUCUUUGUUUGUUUGUUUUGUUUUUACAAAAUCCUUUCCCCGCUGAGACAGUGAGAUCUCAUUUGCCGACUGUUUGAAACUUUUUGUUGUCUGUUGGGUGUCUCUGGGAAUGCUGGUCAGCUUUUCAGGCUGUAGGGUGGUUAAUCUGUUCCUAGUGAGUCUCAGUUUCAUUGUAAAUGGUAAACUACACAGAGGCUGCACUUUGUUUAUGAGUAUGAGUAUUAUGAGUAUCACAAUUUACUUGCAAUACUUACCUGCUUUUGCUCUCCAUACAGACUGUUUCCCUCCAUGUUUUACACUUAACCUGAUAUCUGAUUGGGUGAUAACGGUGUGACAAACCUCUAUGUCCUGAUUUUGUGUUCUGAUUUUAUUUUAUUUCAUUUGUUUGAUUGUUUGUUUUGUUCCAAAAGAAGAAAAUACUGAUGCAAGCUUCUUAGAAAUAUUACUUUUUUGUAUCUGCCUAUUAGAUAGUAACAGUUCCUUCAGUUUCCCAUACUUAAGCCAUCUUCUGGUCCCUCUGACAGACAUUUAGUCUCCUGGACUUUCUCAGAUAUUCGUCCAUGUGUAGUGUUUUCAUUCACAGCGAUCUUCAAAUAUCUGUGAAUGUCAGCCUGUCUCUGUAGGAGGGUAUUUUUGUCUCUAUCAACAACCAUUUGCUUUUGCUUCAACCACAGUCAUGUGCAUUGUUAAAGCUGUGACUCCAAGUGUGUGAAAUCAGCUUUACUACUUAAAUGAAGGUUAGAGUAUACAGAAAGUGUUACAUAGCAUAAACAGCACUGAAGACUCUUAAGAGGACAUCUGUGUGUCAGUAGAGCUGAGUGUUGUGGAAUAAGGUCAGAGUGCAGUGUGCUGCAGCGAUCCACAAGUACAAAACAGCAGCAGUUGGCCCUCGGCAGGUCCAGGCUCCUCCAGCCUUCUGUGCACUGCUUCCUGUCAGGAUGUGGAUUCGGUUCCCCCACACAGAAUCUGAUCCCCAGGCAGAUGUGCUGCUCCAGCGGUCAGGCAUGGGGGCAUAGCUUGUGUGUAUGUGAGUGUGUGUGUGUUUAUGUGUAAAAGUUGUUCAUGUGCCUUAUGAGAGCGUAUCUGCCUUGCGGGAUUUGGAAGCUCAGGAUGACUUUUUGUAUAUUCAGAGCAUACCCCGGGGAAGUCUUCCUGUUCUGAACUUAAUAAAUUACAGCUUAUGGAUGAUGAAUCGUCAUAACACUUCAGCACCAAAUCAUACUGUCGUUUGUUUUUGUUUUAACAUCGAUGUUAAAUGUAACAUUUCAGUCAUUUGGCAUAUCAAUUCAAAGACAUAUGGAGACCUUGAGCACCCUUGAAUAAAAACAGAAGCUCUCUCCUUGUUUUGGCAGCGCUGACAUCAGGGCUAAAAUGACAUAUUGUGGUGGCGCUAUGGCCGCAGUCUCACUAUGUGUCUGUAAUGGAGCCCAGCAUCAGUCUGUGUCUCCUGGCUUUUUCCAGUAAGUACAGACCACACGGACAGAUAGACGAGCAGUGAGGUGAGCUGAUGGGCAUUGUGGGUAGACAGUAAAAAAGAAUCUUGAACUUGAGAGAGAAGAUAAAAUUGAGGUAUACUGUGGAAAAUAGAAAAUAUGAGUUAAUAACUUUUAUUUUAAGAUAGAUUAAUAAAAACUAAAUGAUAAAAUGUUUCCAAUAAAUUCUUCUCCUCUAAAAAAGCUUGUGUUAGAUUGAAUAUUGUAAACAGUAUAAGCACCCACACUUGGUCUGUGUCAGAUCAUUGUGCACAGGCAGGAACCUAAGCAAGUUCUCCAGUCCUGCAUAUAUUACUGCUGUGCUGCUGAAGGACCUUAAAGCAUAAGACAACUUUUCAUGAUUGAUGUGCAUUAAUGAAAGAGCAAACCAUAGAUAAUAUUGUACCUUGUAUGAAUAGUGAGUGCCACACUGACUGGAGCUACUUGAGUUUUGCUCUCAGUUAACAAUAUGAGUAUUUGAUUUGUGAGUGGCAGAACUUUGUUUUGUUGUCAUUUGGUGAGCAAAGACAGUUUUUUUUCCACAAUCACAAAGAAAAGCACAUAUCUAUCUAGAAAAUAUCAUGUAAGAAUGUACAAGAAUGAAAAAUUGAAGGAAAAUGAUCAUGUCUUUGCAGAAAAACUGUAUUUUUCUUACUCUCUAAUAUGAACUCCUUUAUUUACAAGAUGAUGGUAAGUAAGGUUUAGAAACCCUGGUGUCCAACACUUAAAAAGAACUUUUUUAUUCAACCUGUGGCCAUUUUCAUUCGACAUCAGCUCUUGGAGAUAAAAAUCAAUUGCAUGGCUCUACUUCCUGAUUUAUCAACAAUGGAUAGAAAAUGCAACUUACUUCGUGUACUACACAUUUUCUUGAAACUGAGUAUCAGUGGCUAUCUGCUGGCUAAGUCUGACAUCACUAGUUAUGUGUAAACUAUUUACUGGUCUGAAACUCUCAGUCACCGCCCUCUCUGUUGACACAAGUGUGAAUAAACUCAUGGUAAGGGCGUAGAAAAGCAACAUGCCAUCUGCUCUUCUGUGCUGUCUGUCAUGAAACACUGUUAAGGUUUUACUAGUAUAAGACACUAGCUCAGGUUAUACCAUCUGUGCACUCAUACUGGUUGUUAACUACAAAGUUUAAGAAAAGUUUCUUGUUUCUGAACGAGAGAAAAGGAAAGUGGAAAUACUAACGUAAAACUGAGAAUUCGAGGUCAUGGUUUAUGGUCAGAAUUAAGUCAGAUUUGGGGGAAAAAGGAAAAAAUCUGAAAAUAGACUCAGAAUCUGGGUUAAAAGUCAGAAUUUUCACUUCAGGGCUCAUGCUUCUCUUUCUGACUUUCGUGACGUUUUUGUGAACUAAGCAGCCAGCUGAGAUAUACCAGCCGCUUCCCCCUUUGAUAAAGGUCCCUUAUGGAGUGAAUCACAUCACCACGGGGAGAUGAACUGGCCACAGACAUGUAAACUGUGGCUAUUUUUAACUUUUCUGACUGUCCUGCUUAUUCUGUUAGUUUACUUCUCUAAAUGUUACUCACAUUAGUGUAAUGAACACCAGGGAAAGUCAACUUCAACUCUUCUCCCCAUUCUCUCGAUCAUUGAUAUAAUAUAACACAAAUGAAGCUCCUUUCUGUCUCUGAUCUGGUUAAAACAGUGUAGCGCUACAUCAUACUGGAAACAAUAUGAUGUAGUGGGUCAUGAAUUCCAGGUUCAAGCUGAUAUCAUGCAGCUUGGACCUGGAAACAGUUACAGGCAGAGGUGUAAUGUCAUCACUUAACUUGAUACUUGCUUGCUGUUUUUACUUGACUCCUGCUGGAUCCUGAUAGGUCAAUCAUUUUUCAUUUGCUGGUAAAUUAGGAGACAUUGAAACAUUAUUUAUUUUUGAAAUCUUGAACACAGAGGUUCGAUAGAAGGAACUCUCUGCAGCAGAAAUAUUGACAUUCUUGAAAUUUUCCUCGCAUAUCAGAAGUCAGUCAGCCUCUGUGUCUGCUGUGUGUUUGCUUUUCUGUGUGAGUAUUUUGUUGUGGAUUUAGCAUCUCUCUGCUGUAUUCGCACCCCUGUGGAAAGUUUUCUCUGAGCACUCAGUGUGAAUCCCCGACAGUGGAACUACUUUUUCUCAAGGUGGACUUGGGGCACAGCGUGGUGGUGCAGACAGACAGGUCCUCAUCUCCAUAAAUCUGCUGCUGCAGGCGGUGUGAGCCUCAAAGUGACCAUCACAUUCCUCCACCCUGGCAGUCCAGUCACGGCCGGUAAACACAGAACAGGUUGCUUAAAGCUGCGCGUUGGAAAUAGACGACCUGAUGCGGGUGUAGCAGCAGAGAAGAAGGAGAGUGUGUGUGUGGAAUGUGCUCUUCAGACACGUCCUGGUGUGUGUGCGUGCUCAAUGUGCGCACAUGUGCAAGUGUCUCGUGUAGCGGAGGCCUUUGAAGCCUGUAGGGGGUUAAGGAGGAUGAGGGUGCGGUGGUUGGGUGGAGGAGGAUGUAUGGCCCCUCUGCAGGUUGGUUGUGACCCCCUCAGGGUCAAAGUGCACCACAGAGACCCUCGGGAAGAUGUCUCCUUCUAAGGAGGUGAUUUAUCACGGCCACCUGGAGUAACUUAUCUCCUGCUCCUCUUAUGUGCUCCUCUCUGCUGUGAUGGAGAGUGUGUGUGAAGGUCUCGGCUCACAGAUUAAACGGCUGUAGGGCUGUGAAGUCUGAUCUUGUGAAACAAACGGGUUAAUUGGGAUACUUUUUUUUUCGGUUUCUUUCCUGGACGUCAAACUCCUCUGUCAAUAUUUCUAUCCCUGUUGAUAGCUGCGAUUCCAUUUUCAUUGAUUUUUCUCUCGUAAUGGAAAACAAAUCCAAUAUUCACAGUAUUUUAUUGAUCCCCAACGCCUGUCUGGUUUACAGCAUGGACUCAUUACAGUAUGGAUACUGAGGGUGUGAACUCUUCAAUAUCUCAGUAUUUGAAUCAAUUUGGAUUGUCAAGACCAAGAUCCGGUCUAAAACAUAGACUGUAUAUAGAAUGGACAGAGUCUGCCUCCUCGCUUGGUGAAGCCACUUCGAGAACAGCGCCCUCUGUUGACCUCCGCCAGCAAAGCUUAUGGAGCUGUGGACAAACUUUAGAAAUUUAUUACACAGAACAUAAAUUUUUCUCCCCCCUGCUUGUGAUGUUGACAUGUAGUUACCGUCAGACUGGUUUGUGCUCAAGUCCUUUUUUUUCUGUGAAGCUCCGUUUUUAAAAGUUAUUUGGGGGUUCAUGUUUUCUAUGAUUGACACUUAAUACAGCCUAUGGGUGUUCAGGGAUUGCGUAGCUCACCCAAGCCGAGCAUCAUCACAGCGAGUCUCCAGCCGAAUGCACACAAUGCUACUGCGCGGCGCUGGUUUCAGGAAAUGAAGAAAGUUUUUGGCUUCAAAUCCGUAUACAGGCGGGAGGCAGAACCAAGUUGUCCAUAGUAUAUACGGUCUAUGGUCCAAACGAAGUCUCGUUUCAAACAUGCAAAGUGCUCUUGUUGUAACACAGAAUCUUCUGUGGCUUCAACUGGAGUAAGAUAAGGACACAGAGCUCAGGGUACCACUUAAUAUAAACCCACCGCUUUUAAUAUAGAGAGUGGGUCAUAAGAGGUUACAGUUUCUAUAUCUCUCACAUGGAAAGAAAGUUAUACUACUUUUUACAUUUUAAACAAAGCUUUCUAAAGGCUGAUGUUUUAUUGAAAUAAAACAGAUCUUUUAGUUAAACAGCUUGUUUUGAAUGAAUUCUCUUUGAGCCUUAAGAACUGGAUAAAGGUGUAAGAGGUAUGUGUCAUGAAACCCAGAAUUCAAAAGACACUAGUUUUAGUUUGCCUAAAGGUAUAAUGCAUAAUAAAUCAUAACUCAAGCAGGCAUCAUGCUGACUGUUUAUUACACUCCAAAAACAUUGCAAUAAGUUGUUAUGAAUGCUUCUAAUCAUAAUGAUUGUUUUGAGGGCUUCAGAUAUAUAGAAUAAUGCAUUUUUAAAAAAUGUCACCAUUUUGAUAUACUGUUGACCAUUUUAUCCAAAACUAACCAAGAAAGAAAAAAUAAAAAAUUCAACCUUUGAGGUGUAAAAUUAUAUUUUGCAGAUGUGCAGCAUGACCUUUGUUUUACUUCUGUUCUGUACUAACCACACAGAUUAUCAAUUCCGCAUGCCUUGAUAGUUUAUUUUUCUUACCAUGUGUAUCUUCCUGUUUUUAAGUUGUAUGAGCAAACACCAGAUAUUCUUAUGUGGUAUUGUCUGAUAUAUGCUGCUGUGCAGAUUUAGCAUCAUCCUAUUCUUCUUAUACCUCAUGUGUUAGUUUCGGUUACCCCUGACCUCGCACUCUUUCCUGUUAUAAGCACACUCACAGUAAGAUUUAGUAACCCAGACUGUUAACACACUCUCUGUUGCUGCUUCUCCUCUCUUUUUAAUAAAAUUUAAAAAGACAACUGAUUCACUUGAGAUCCUUUAUUAAUUCUUACUAUUAAACAAGAAAUUUCCAAAACACCUUUUAAGUUUGUUUAUUGUGGGAGCCUCUGCGUGUGUGGGCCAAAUUGGGAUGUUCAUGAAUGCUUGAAAAUCCGUAAAAUAAAAACAUUUGUCCCUCCAAAAGUUCACUCAUGAUAGUUGUAUGGAGUUCAAAAGUGACGAAACUUAUUAUUUAUUUUCUUAAACUUUUUAAAAUGAAAACACAAAAAAGCAACCAUGAAAACUGGCUCAUCGGAGAGGAAUCAGCACAUAAGAGCAAGAGAUCUAGAUGUCCGCAGUUUGUUUCCCAUGUGUAUCUGAUGAAAUUUCACGCUUAAGCUGCCCCCUGUCACCGCAGGAAAAACUUGAUGGUCUGUGAGGAGGAAGUGCCACAGAGCAGGCUGCUAGUUUUCAGUCACAGAGAGAUGAUCAGCACAGCAGGUGAUCUGCUGUCACUAACACACACGGGGAUGUUUGGAAAAGCUGAAGCUGAUGCGGAAAUGCUUCAAGAUGCUGACACUGAUGGUGACAGUCUGUGAGUGAAGGUGCUCCAGCUGGACUCCUUCACAAUGAAACCUUUAAUUGCUUCAAGUGUGUGUGAAAGUGUGUAUGUGUGUGUGUGUAUGUGUGUGUGUGUAAAGUCUGAUGAACAGCCUGUGGAAUGUGCGGGGGAUGCAGAUCAGAUUUCGGGGCGACCUUGAGUGCGCCCCUUAGCUGACAUAGCAAGUCUGUUUGUUGUGUGCAUGUGUGUGUAUGUUCGUGUGUGAAAGCAUGUGUGUGUCGAGUAAGACUGAGACAAAGAGAGAAUGAAGUGUCUGCAGUUAUGUGCUCAUGGACCAAUGGACAGCAGAGGGGUUUGGUUAUCAAUGAUUGCAGUGUGAUAUUAUUCAUAAACAGUAUGUCCCAGUACACUGAGCUAUGGAUAGGGCACGCAUUGCUGAGCCACCUUUUUCAGUAUGAAAUGUAGUCCUUUUAUUCCUUUAUUUCUGUAUCAGUUUGCAGGUUUUUAGAAAAGGUAAUGAUACCAAGAACAUGAGUUUCCUCCUCAGUGUAACAAAGCUGGCCUCUUACUUUUGACUCCAGCUGUUUUUCUCUCCUUUCACUUCUGUAACAAUCUGUUGAACACACAUCUGCACUGUGGUAAACCUGAGCCCAGACUGAGCAUGAGUAAAAAUAUCCAGCUCAUGUUUGCUUAAAAGAUUAUCCACAUGGCAAGGGUUUAAAUUUUUCCCUGAUGUAUAUAGAGUCUCUAUUGUUAUGUAAUUUUGAAUAUAUUAUGUACCAUAUAGACCUAAAUAUAACGUUUUUUUCCCCCUAAAACACAUCUGUUAAAAGUCUUAUGUUAACGGUUUAAAGGACUGGGUGGGUGCAGUUUAUACAUCAUGUUGUGAUUUGUUUACAAUAUUUGCUUCUAAAAUAGAGUGCUUUGAUGUAGUGACAUACUGCAAAUCCACUCCCUUUGUGAGACCGGCAGCUUUCAGGGAUAAACUCAGUGUUUUUCUGCAACACUCACAGAGAGGUUUGGUGUAUUUUUAAAAAAAGGCUUUCUGGACACAAUACUUCGAAAAUGAAGGAAAUAUAUAAUGAUUUAUAUAUCAUAUUUAGUAAUAUAGAUUUCUGUUUGUAGCUGACUCAGCUAGAUGAAGGUUAAUAUCUUGUUUUUGUCUGUCAACCAAUCAGAGGCAGUAUCUGCGAUCAGCUAACCCGUCAAGGUUUAGUGAGAGGCCAGAGCAGCCUGAUGUCUCAGCUUGUUCACAGCACAAAACAAAAAGCAUAAACUGUUUUUUUUAAAGAUUUAUUUGGGGCUUUUUUUUUUUUUUUUUUACUAUUAUUUUCAAUUCGCUCUUGAAGUCCAUUCCAGUGCCAUCCACCACUCCCUCUCCCAGAUUCUACCUUUUCUAUCUUUUGGUGUAUCCUUUCAAUAAAGGUCUAGGUCUAGAUUUUUAAAAAAUGUUUAAGGUGGGCAGUUCAAUUCCCUCCUACCCCUCCUAUCCCGGGUCUGUCUGUUCCAUAGAAAAAAAUGUCAGAGCCUAGUAUGUGCCUCCUGUAGCUCAGGGGGAAGUGUUGUUGUCCAGUAACUAGAAGGUUCCUGGUUCAACUCCCCCCUACCCCCAGAGUUUUUGUUGUGUCUGUGAAAAUGAAAAUACCUUUUGUUUUUUGUAUGAAAAAAAGAAGAAAUGUAUGAUGCAAUAUUAUAAUAUAGUGUGAAAAAAAAUCAUCAUAAGGUAUGAUAUAAUAUCAAAGUUUAGUAUGAUAGGAUAAUAAAAAUCUCAUUGUAUAGCAUAAUAAUAAAUGGCAUAGUAUACUAUGAUAAAAUUUUCAAUUUUUUUAUGUAAACGAUUCAUAGUUAAGUACAAUAAAAAUAUCACAGUAUAGUUUGAUUAUAAUGCCAUAGAACAGUAUAAAAUGUCAUAGUAUAGUUUGACAAAAAACAUCAAAAUAUGAUAUGAUAAAAAUGUCAUAGUAUAGUAUGAUAAAAAAAAGUCAUAAAAAAAAGUCAAAAAUUUAAAAUUUUGGUAUAAAAAAUCAUAGUAUAUUAAAUUAUAUAAUAAAAAAUGUUGCAAUACAGUAUGAUAAAUCUGCCAUAGUAUAUUAUGAUAAAAUUCAUAGUGUAGUAUGAUGAAAAUAUCAUUGUAUAAUGUAAUGAAAAUGUCACAGUUUAGUAUGAUGAAAAUGUCUUAAAAUAGAAUGAUAAAUAUUCCUUAGUAUACUUUGGUUAAAACAUCAAAUUAUGCUAUGAUAAUUAUUCUGAUUUUUAGUUUAAAAUAAAUAAAUAGUAUAGUAUGAUAAAAAUUUUGAAUUGUAUGAAAGAAAUGUCAUAAUGUACUAUGAUAAUACUUUAAAUUAUGGUAUGAUAAAAAUGUCAUGGAAUAGUAUGAUAAAAUGUCCUUGUAUACUGUGAUAAAAAUUCCAAUUUUAGUAUGAAAAAAGGCAUUGUAUAAUGUAAUAAAAAUAUUACAGUAUAGAAUGAUAAAGAUUUCAUGAUAUACUAUAAUAAAAAUUCCAAAUUUUAGUAUGGAAAAAAUAAAUCAGAUAUUUUGAUAAAUUUUUUUUAGUUUGGUUGAAUAAAAAUUUCAGAGUAUAGUAUGAUCAAAAUGUCAAAGUCUAGAAUGAUCAAAAUAAAAAAAUUAUACAAUGAGAAAAAAGUCAUAGUAUAGUAUGAUAAAAAUGUCAUAAUAAAGUUUUAUAAAAAUGUCAGUAUUCUUUGAGAAAUAUUUAAAAUUUUAGAAUGAAAAAAUAUUAGUAUUGUAUGGUAAUAAUGUCAUAAUAUGGUAUGACAAAAAAUUUAUAAAGUAUGAACAAAAUGUCACAGUAUAGUAUGAUAAAAAUGUAAAAUUUAAUAUGAAAAAAAAAGUAAUAGUAUAGUAUGUUAUAAAGAUGUAAUUGUUUUGUUUGUGGCAGCUGUUGCUAAGGAGGCAGAAUAGUUGUCCAAUAACAGUCUGCACAACAAAUGUGGACAAUAUCCCUAAAUGUAAUACAGCUGAAAGCAAGAUUACUUUUUUAUUUUGUGGUGUAGGUGAUCAUCAACUUGUUGUAUUAACUUUAUUUUUCAUGUUUCUCAUGAUUUGUGCAAGACUAUCCAAAAAGGAAACAAAUAUGAUGUAAAUAAGAUUCUAAAAAAUGACUGCAUCCUGUCUUGUUCUAGAAUUGUAGGCAACAGCAGCUUCGUGAAUUUUUCUAUCAGCUUCUUGACUGGUUUUGGCCUGACAGGUGACAGGCCAGCUUUUAAUCAUCAAAGUUGCAGUUUCUACAUCUCCUCAAGGCUGAAGUUUUUCAUGCUGAGUUUUUUUUUUUUUUUACACUGAGCCAGAGUCCUCCUUUCCUUGCAUCAGCUUUGCUGUAACAUUUCUCUCUGACACGACCUGUCUCUCUGCUCUCAAACUCUCUUUGUGCAGUUUAAAUGAAAAAAGAGCUGAUGUGAACAGACAGUUUCUCAAUUUACAACAAAUCCAUGAUAAUCUCCAUUCAUGUAAAUGUUUUUGCAAAUUUUGCACACUUGGAAACCAGAUGUGACUAACGUUUAAGGCAACCUUGAGGAAGGAUCAGUACACUUCUACAAGCUUUCCUCGGACAGAAAUGAAAACACAGAUAAGAUUGAAAGGACAGUGAGUACCGCUUAAGAACAGUCAGUGUGUGAAAAUCACCUCCAUACAAACAUUAUACAAGCAAACUCUUCUUAAAUGUGCCUGAUCACAGGAUGAUGUCUUGAUAACUGUCACUAUUAUCAUUAAUAUCGUUGCCUGUGAAAAGUCUUCAAGAUGAAAACUUAUCCAGUUUUUGUAUCAUAAAUUAGUCACUUGAUAGCAAAGUCUUCGGAAGUCUCCAUUGUUGUGUAAAUGUGAUGAUGGAGUGAGCAGAGGAGGAAAGAGAGAUAGACAGUGAGGGGAGGAGAUCUAUCUCUUUUCAGCUGUCUGACCACAGAGGUCUUCAGGGACAAGCUGCUGUCGGUAGCGGUUUAUUCUCUACUGAUGACUUUGUGCAACCAGAGUUAUUUGAUGCCAAGUAUAAGAAGAAGUUUCAUGUUAUAAAAAUCUUUCUUAGUGAUAAAAAGCUACAGAAACAGAAACGAUUAUUAAUGUACUACAAAUGAACCAUAGAUUACUGUAUUAGUCAAAUGAACUGCCAGAAUGAAAUGCCAUGGAGGAGGUAGGCUUUAUGACCAAUACUGCAGCCUGUCUGUAGAGGGAGCUCUAAGUCUUUUGGCUUUACUUUUGUGGGUGCCGUCAUGUCUUCUAUCUUUUUUACACACUCUGAGUUUGUAAAAACAUCAAAUAUUAUGUCAGUUGAUUCCAUCCUAAGAGAUUUUUUUUGCUUUUUGGUCAAGUAGUAUUGUAUUUAUGUCCGCAAUUUUGGCAAAGAAAGAAAGAAAGAAAGAAAGAAAGAAAGAAAGAAAGAAAGAAAGAAAGAGGAUACAUUAACGUCACAUUCAAGCUUUUCCUGGGAUUGCUUAAAUGUUGAGCAGCUGCUGUGACAAGUCCAUCGUGCUGAUAUUCAUCCUUUUCCUUACUUAGGAUGUGAAAACACCUCAAAUACAUGACUUCACUUGGCUGAACUUAUAUUUUGUUACUGUAGUUUACUUGGACAAUGACCUGCUUGACAUGCCUUUUCUUUUUCUAGAGGUUAAAAGUCCUGAUCAUACCAUAAUUCAACAAACCCGUCUGUUUAUACCCGUCUACCUUUUAUUUAGAUUUUUACUGGUUCCAACAACAAAAUAAUGAUUUUGUUAACUGUUUAAUGUCAUUUGGACACUCAUUUGUGGCUGAAAGUAAUGGCUGUUGUGCAGUUAAUAAAAGUGAGUGGUCAAAAGAAUUAUUUGUCUCUCCCACUUUUUUAUUUUCCCUCCAAAAUAAUUGCAUCAGAUAGCCAUGAUCUAUAAGUCUGGUUCUGCUCAAGUUUUCUGCCAGAUAUUGUACCUGUUAUCGAGAGCUUGCUCAGGGCGUUUAUAAAAUGUAUAAUAAAAGUAGAUGAAUAACUAAGAAGGAAAACAAAUGGAAAUAUGAGAAUUAUACAUGAACACCAACAUGAACUGCCGCAUUCAGCUGAAAGCAAACUCAAAAGACAUAAGCUGUAGUUUAUACUCACUUUUCAACAGUGUCAGGGGCAAUAGUAGAGAAAAAACGCGCAGAUAUAGUGAAUAAGUAGAUGUCAUCAGCCAUUACAGUUUGUUUUCGACUACUUCAAAACAACUUCUCAAACAGACUUGAGUUUUUAUGAACUAAUUUUACAUAAAUUAAAAUAUUUAACACAUUUUUACAUUGAUGUCUACUUCAGUUAUCAUGAAAUUGUUCUGUCAGUUUGGGGUAUUUUAAUAACAAACCUAGUCUGUGAUAAAAGUAAGAUUAUUGCUAUUUCAAAGUUCAGGCCCUCGAAGUCAAAUAAGGGUAUACAGACUUUCUUGAAUGUUGCAGUAAUGCACCAUCGACUCACACUCUUAAAAAAGGCAUUACGCACUCUGCACACUCACACUAAGUACACAGACACUUAAGGCAGGCUGACAAGCGUGCACACACACAGCACAAAGACGUCUUUCUGCUGAGUGAUGUUAUUCUGGGUCUCGACUUCAUGCAGGUACAUUGAGUCCAGUCCAGAACAGCAGGGAAGCUUUCAGUAGUACACACUCAUACUUUCUGUGGACUGCAUUACCAUGGUAACGUUGCCAAUGCGGGCAGAACGUUGAUGCUUUUUUCAUGAAUACAUAUGUCAAAAGACUCAUUUAAAAAUGGUGUUUGGAUCUUUUGAUUUAUUCCGUCUUUAAUUUUCCCGAGGUAUGUGUACUUUAGUUUUACCCCUCUGGCUCCGCUUGAGCUUGAGGUGUGCCCAGAUGUUUUGGUCUGCGGUGGUGCUGAGCCCAGCUUCUCUCUCUUUCUCUCUCUCUUUGUGCAGCCAACAUGUUGGAGAGCAUGCUACUGAAGAACGGGUGGAAGGGGGGAUCGGAGAGGAGGGCGGAGGAGAGCAGCAGCAGCAGCAGCAGCACGGCGACAGUUCCAGCUCAGAACAUGCUCUGGUGUCACUGCUACCAUCACUGCCCUGAGGACUCUGUCAACAACACGUGCAUGUACGGUGAAGCACGCACAAACAAACUGUGUUUAUAACUCUUUAUCUUAGGGCUAUUAAAGAAACAACACAAAUAAUUAUCCAAAGUAAUUCUCUGAGAGACCUCUAAUUAACUGAUCUGAAAUGUUUCCUCCAGUAUACAUCCUUUAAUGAGAUUCUUCAGCCUCUUGAGGCUCAGCUUAUUAACUCUCUCAUUAGCCUACUCAUGUGUGUUAGGGAUAUUUAUACUCAGGUUAACAUCACUUUUUUUAUAGCUCCAGGAAUAAAGGUGUGUAUAGUGAAUUUAAUAUUCUUAUCUUAUGAUGAAAAGUCAUGUUCAGAUGGCUCUGUGGGCGUGCUACAAGCAUUUUAUUUGUUGUUUUUACAUUCUUCUCAGGUAAAUGUAGGCUUUAACUGACUGACAAACCUUCAGAUUUCUCAACAUUUUACUCAGCAUUGUUAUUUUAGUCCAUCACUUUAAGGUAAUUCAGCAUAAGUUUGGACUGAAAACUGCAAGAUUAGAAUUCAGAGAGAGAAAAAAAAAGACUCCAAGUGUGGUUUUACCAAAAGUAAGCUCACUAUAAACCUCUCAAGCUCAUGUCCAUCUCUUCUGGAUACUGAAAACUCGAGGCUACAGAAGCUACCAUGACAUCUGGAUUUGAUGGAGUUUAGUAACAAUUCUGGAGAUACAGGAAGGAAAUAUGAAAAGUAAAAGUCCCCGCUUCUGUUGUAUUCAGUUUUCACCCCUCCAUCUGGAGUCUACCAGUGUUAUAAGAGUUCACUGGAUGGAGUCCAGUAAGCUCAGCCCUUUCGCAAAAUCUGUCUGGAAAAAGGCUUUAAAUAUCAAACAGAGACAGUUUUUUUUUUCUUUUUGGGAAAGUUAAAAAACAUUUCUUGUAAAAGCUGAAAAUUUAAAGGUUUUGAAAACAAUAUUUAGAGUACAGUGUGUUUAGCAAGAUUUAGCGUGCAUAGAUGUGGAUCUCCUACCAUGGAGGCCACGCUCUUUCACCAUCAUGUCUCUACCAUAGCACAGAAUGGAGCAUCUAGUAACAUACAUGUUUUUUUGCGAUCAGCCAGUAGCUGAGUAUGGUUGUGUGCAGAAGAAGUCAUACUGAUAGAUGUUUUUGAUGACAAAUGGAGGAGGGAAGCAAGAGUUUCUCGAAAGCCACUCUUGCGUCACUGAUGAAGAUAUUUCUGUUUCUGCACCUUCAGAGGAUUUAGUCUCAAUAAACGCUUUAAAUUCUGGAGACAGAUUCAACGAACCCCAACACCAAGGAUUAGAAAGAUGAUGAUAAAACAUCUUAAACUAUGUUCACUCAUUUGAUGUUCCUGCAUUUUGCUAGGACUGAUGGAUUCUGCUUCACCAUGGUGGAGGAGGAGGAAGGGGGUCUGGCCGUCAUCACUACAGGUUGUUUGGGUCUUGCUGGCUCUGAGUUCCAAUGCAGAGUAAGUCGGCAGUAUUUUUUUUUGCAUGUGUGCGUCUUACACUACAAAUUCUGACAAUUACUACUUCACUAGCAGCUGCAUGAUAAGUGGCUCACCUGUUUGUAUGUUAGGACACGUGGAAUGCACGGUCCAGGAGAGCCCUCGAAUGUUGCACAGAUCAGGACUACUGCAACAGAGACCUGCAUCCAACCCUUCCUCCCCUUGUGACAUCAGGUAAGACACACAGACACACACAGACACAGACACAGACAUUUGUUCACACAGCUUUUCACACACUGAAAUCUGGCCCCACUUUAAAGCCUGAGUGGCUUUUAGAGCAGGCUCAUUCAGGCCUUGCUGGGUGGUGAUGGGUAGUGACAGUUUAAACUGUUACAAACCACAGCGCGGUGCUGGAGUGAAGUGGCACAUGCUGAUGCAGGAGUGUAUAGAGAGAGAGAGAGAGAGAAGAGAGAGAGAGAGAGAGAGAGAGAGAGAGAGAGAGAGAGGCAGGUGAAACAGAGCCUGCAGCCUCGGCUUGUUCUCUCACCCUCUAAUGAAAAGGACAGCCUCUCCCCGGGGCCUGCUUGAGUUUCUUGCCUCGGGACGGAUGUGAGGUAUCUGUCCAUCUGUUACUCCGCAACACACCAACACACACACUCUCACACGCUUACACACACACAUUCUUUCUCUCUGCCUUUGUCUGUCUCUCUCGCUCCAUUUCUGUCACAGACACAGUACCGAGCUUUUAAAUAGCUUCAUGCGCUUUGUUCUGACCUUUAAAUCGAACAGUAAAAAUCUGAAUCAUGCUGUCAAAUGAAGAGAAAAAAAAGUUGUUGUUUUUUCUACUUGUUGUUCAUGCUCUUUUUUUCAAAGUAAUGUAUGAUCAUCAUAACCCCUUCAACUAACCCCAUCACCUUCACCACCAUUACCUAAAUCAAGUGCAUCGAAUAAUUGUCCACAAAGAGUUGGGUCACAAAGUGUCUCAGAGGCAGAAGGGGACAGUUUAGACCAAUAUUUCAGUCAUUCGAGGGACUACAGAGGAAAAGUGUGUUGGUGGUCCUUAAAGAGGAAAGGCUUUAGCUUUUUCUUAAAGGUAUAAAGGGACUCUGUGGAUUUUAUAGUUUGGUAAUUCAUCCCUUCACCGGAGUACAAAAGAGGACAAGAGUCUGGCAAGUGACUUAGGGCCUUGUUGUGAUGGGAGCACCAGGUGCCUUUCAUUGGCAGAGCAUAACAGGUGGAAGUGAGGUAGUGUAAACCUGCAUGAGGGACUGCAGAUAGGCAGGAACUAACUUUGUUGCAGUUUUGUAGGCAAAGAAGUAGGUUUUAUAUUUGAUGCAGGCUGCUACUGGAAGCUUGAGGAACAGCAGAGUGACACCACAAGUAAGAAGUUGCAAUAAUCAACGCAAGAUUAAUUUGUAUGAUGACCUUUUCAAAUUAAACUUCUAAAUAUAACUACCUCGCUGGAGCAAUGUGUAACCAGCACAGAUGCAAGUUAACAAAAACAACAAAAGGCUGAUGGUGCUAGCUCUGCUAACUGUUAGAAAACCAGUUUGAUAGUACUGCAAUCUUGUGUUUUGCUGUGUUUAAUAAAUAAUGCUAAAUUGAGUCUUUUCAGGGAGUGUUUUUUCAUUUUUAAUAAAAUAUAUGUAAAACUAACUAAUUAACCAGUUCAAAGGUUGGUUAAAAAUGCUAAUUUUUACAUUUAAAAAGGAAAGGUGCUUAAUUUGAUACGUCAUCUGAUCUAAUCCCUCUGAGUGUGAUUUUUUUAAGUUCCUUGGUCACUUUACAGUACCCCCUGCCUGUGCUCACGGAUUUGUGUUUGUGUCUGUGUUUGUGAUUGGCAGGAGCUCAGCAUAAAGGCUAGAUUCCCUCAGUGCCUUCAGCUCUCAGGGGUUUUCUGAAGUGCGGAGUGACAACUGAUCUGUUAGAUUCGGGGAGGGAGUGUGAUCGAUCGCACUUUGUGAAGGGAAAAAGGGAAGAAGGGGGGAGUCGGUGGGAGGAAGAGGAGAGGGUUCUUGUCCCUGCCAGUUGAAGUUAGAGAGAUGUUUGAGGAGAUAACAGCAAACAGAUGAUACCACAGUCAGAUAUUCAUCAGUUCUAGUUUUACAGUCUUUCAGUCCCUCUGAGUAUAUAACUAUUCAGAUGUUCAGAGGUUAAUAAAGCAAUAAAAACGGCACAUUAAAUCAAUAUCAAAUAACACUAAUCAGUCUUCCUUUUGUUUUAGAUUAUGUCGACAGCAGUAUCCAGUACAUGGCUCUCUUCAUCUCCAUCACAGUCUGCAGCAUCAUCCUCGGUCUCAUCCUAAUCUUCUGCUACUUCAGGUAAGUACCUCCACACAUCAGCACGGAUGUUUGAAGUCAGUCACGCAUAUAGCUGACGUCCAUCCUUCAUCUUCCUAUGGCAGGUAUAAACGCCAGGAGUCGCAGCCACGCUACAGCAUUGAUCUGGAGCAGGAGGAGACCUACAUCCCCCCUGGGGAGUCCCUGAAAGACCUGAUUGAGCACUCUCGCAGCGUCGGCUCUGGCUCAGGCUCAGGACUCCCUCUACUGGUAGGAGAAAGUCCCAGCAGCCCAAGCUAGAGCGAUAAAAACUGCAUUAUCCCAUGCUUUUAUGUGGUAAUGAUGAAAGAUUUUAAUGUUAGUGCUUUGCUUUUAAAGAUAUGAUUAUGUAAAAGUACACUUUAAAUAUUUUAAAAUACACAUUUAGUCAGGCCACAUAGAAAACAUGUGAGUUUAGGUGCCUUCAGUGAAUUCCUAAUGCAGCAGGGAAAGACACUCGUCUAAUAAUAGUUUGUAUUUAUUAUGUUACAUCUGUUUGCAGAUCUUUUGGAAGCUUGAACAUUUUUUAUGGAAGGUUAUAUCAAUGUAAAUCUUCUUUUUCUCAACAUUUUGUUUCCAGGUGCAGCGUACCAUUGCGAAGCAGAUUCAGAUGGUGAAGCAGAUUGGAAAAGGGCGAUACGGAGAGGUGUGGAUGGGCAAGUGGAGAGGCGAGAGAGUGGCUGUUAAGGUUUUCUUCACCACAGAGGAAGAGAGCUGGUUCAGAGAAACAGAAAUAUACCAGACCUUCCUGAUGAGACAUGAUAAUAUACUGGGUAAGGCCGUAUGAAUGUUAUGUUAAGAAAUAGCUGGAUGUUAUGCUCUUGGUAACUUAAGCUUAACUCAUUUGUUUUGCCUUUAAACUCCCAGGGUUCAUAGCAGCUGAUAUUAAAGGCACUGGCUCUUGGACUCAGCUUUACCUAAUAACAGACUACCAUGAGAACGGAUCAUUAUACGACUACCUCAAGUCCAACACGUUAGACGUCAAGGCUCUGCUGAAACUGGCCUACUCAUCCAUCUCAGGCCUGUGUCACCUGCACACUGAGAUCUACGGCACACAGGGCAAACCGGCCAUCGCACACAGAGACCUGAAGAGUAAAAACAUCCUGGUGAAAAAGAACGGGUCCUGCUGUAUAGCGGACCUUGGACUUGCUGUCAAGUUUAACAGGUUAAAAAAAAAUACAUUGUGGACUUUUAAACUUUCAUGUGAGCGUGAAUAAGAUGAAACUUGAAUAUUUAAUGUGUGUUUCUUCUCUCUGCUACAGUGAUACAAAUGAGGUAGACAUCCCUCCAAACUUAAGAGUGGGUACUAAGCGCUACAUGCCACCUGAGGUGCUGGAUGAGACGCUCAACAGGAGCUACUUCCAGUCCUUCAUCAUGGCUGACAUGUACAGUUUUGGCCUCAUUGUUUGGGAGAUGGCCAGACGUUGCAUAUCUGGAGGUAAUUAAAAAAAAAAAAAAAAAAAACAACAACUGGGUAAAACUUUACAAUAACCAUAAUUUAUAAAUGGUAAAUAGAUAGUUAAUUAAUGUUUAAUCAUCAUUUAAAAACAAAAUUUAGACCAAAUAUAAAUGGCAAACAAUUUGUUAUUGUAAGUUAAUAGUUACUUUACCAUCAACAAGCAAUGAAUUAUGAUGAAUAGUUUUCAUUAAUUAUUAGCCGACUAUUUAUUAAAGGUAUAUAGAGGGUUUAAAACAUCUCGAUUACAUUGUGUGUUAGUAGCACUUUGUUCAUGGUUAAUAUUUGGUUUUUAAACCACCUUUUAACAUUACUUAGAUGGUUACUGUAAAGUUAGGCUUAGGGUUAGGUUUUUAAAAUUGUGAAAUUCACAAUUUAUCAAUGGUCUAUAUGCUGUUUAUAAAUGAUGAUUAAACAUAUAUAAACUAUCUGCUUACCAUUUAUAAAUGGUCUAUUUAUCAUUUAUAAGUUGUGGUUAUUGUAAAGUGUUACCAAAAACUGCUCGUUUGUCAAAGUUUUCUUUAUCAUACUGCUUAAAUACACUACUUUAUCUCUUGAAGGUAUGGCGGAGGACUAUCAGCUGCCCUAUCACGACCUGGUGCCCACAGAUCCCUCCUAUGAAGACAUGAGGGAAGUCGUCUGCAUAAAGAAACAGAGACCCUCAUUUGCUAACCGCUGGAGCAGUGAUGAGGUAUUGGCUUCAGUAAUCCCUUUUUAACAAUAUUAAUGUAGAAACACUCCAAACGUUUAACAAAUUGUUGCUAUAAAUAUUCUGAAGAACAGCGAUAUCUUUGAAACAACUGAUCAGGUUGCCAGGUCUGAUGCUAUAUAUUCUCCAUCACAUUAAAAACUGCAGACCGGGUCUCUCGUAUUUAUCAAAAUUUGUCCCAUCUUUGCAUGUUAAGUUGAUGAGUUUAUUUUAGUGUGUUCAACCAGAACACACGAACGCUGCACAACUUAAAAGUCUUUGUGUAAAUUAAAUAUCAAUGAAUAUGAUCAUACAACUUGCAGACCUAUUACUGAAUGAAAAGUAAUUGCUGUAAUUUCCUGUAUUUGUCCGUGUUUGUCUCCAGUGUCUACGGCAGAUGGGGAAACUGAUGUCAGAGUGCUGGGCUCAUAACCCCGCCUCCCGCCUCACAGCCCUGAGGGUGAAGAAGACCCUGGCUAAGAUGUUAGAAUCCCAAGACAUCAAACUGUGACAGACAGUCGAGAGAGACGCUGUCAUCAUCACAGAGGAGUCACGGCCACCAGCCUGGCGCUGCUAACACUGGCUACUAGAAGAAAGGGAAAAAAGAGGCUGGACAAAGAAAACUGACAGUGAGGAUGACUGAUAGAGAUAAUGGCCGCCCGGGCGCCAGAAAACAGCAAGAUUUAUCAUGUCAGUGGAGGUCUGCCCUCUUGACGUCUGAGCCAUGAGUUCAGGUUGUGCUUUCUGUGAAAGCUGAGUGGUGGUCAGGUCCAGUCUGUUCCUGUGGGCAGGUGGACAGGGACACUUCACAGCAGGAGACCAGGACUUAAAUCCUUCUGAUGAGGUCUAAACGGAUGAAAGUCCUGCUCUGCUUUUUUUAAAGCCAUACAACAGUAUUCUGUGUGCAGUCUUUUGUACUGUAUCAGCUGCCUACAUGUUCUGCUUUUUCAUGUCAAACCCAUCCACAAUUACUGAAAUGAGCCCAAAGGAAUGUCUCAUUCUUGCUGAGUGACCUCGUUUCCAAAACAUAUUUGUUUUUAUAUUGAACAAAACUAGACAAGGUGACAAAAAAAGAGAGAUUUAUCUCAAAUAUACCCAUAAACUGUACAAUGAUGAUAAACCUGGGACUGGAAAAACUUCAUGGAGUUUCAGAUUUGUGAAUUUUGGUUAGACUGAUGCAAAUGUGUAAAGCCAAACUGAAAUCUAUUAAUAAUUAUUGCCUUGCUUGAUGUUGGAAAUGUAUUUCUGAUGAUUUUUGUGUGUACAGAAUAUGUCCCAUCCACUCGAACACUGUUUUAUUUGCCUUAUUUAACCUGUACAUAUGUGACAAAUAAAGAGUGUGUGAGUGGACGUGGAUAACAUUCCCCAAUAAAACGACGCGUCUUGAAAACAUGUCUAUUUAUGUCAAACUCAGACAGAGUAUUACAGAUAUGAAUAAAAAUGAUGUAAUAAGCCAA
Messenger RNA from Xyrichtys novacula (pearly razorfish), 63752 nucleotides. NCBI's taxonomy places the organism in Eukaryota, Metazoa, Chordata, Actinopteri, Labriformes, Labridae. The record is from the annotation of a GenBank genome assembly.